Messenger RNA from Podarcis lilfordi (Lilford's wall lizard), 71353 nucleotides. NCBI's taxonomy places the organism in Eukaryota, Metazoa, Chordata, Lepidosauria, Squamata, Lacertidae. The record is from the annotation of a GenBank genome assembly.
AUGAACUGGAGGCUUGCUGAGUUCCUCUACUUCCUCUUUAUAUGGGACCAUAUAACAGUACAGCCCUCCCACCAGCAACCCGCUGCGACCAACCAACAUGUCUCCAAGGAAUUUGAUUGGCUUAUUUCAGACAGAGGGCCCUUCCACCACUCGCGGAGCUACUUAUCCUUUGUGGAAAGACAUCGUCAGGGAUUUACAACCCGGUAUAAAAUAUACAGGUAAGGAGGAAUCUUUUGUUUGGGGGUGCUUUCCAUUAAACCAAUAGCUUCCCUUUGAUGUCUUUUGAGUGGUACAUGGAUGAUAAAGGUAAAGGGACCCCUGACCAUUAGGUCCAGUCGUGGCUGACUCUGGGGUUGGGGCGCUUAUCUCGCUUUACUGGCCGAGGGAGACGGCUUCUGGGUCAUGUGGCCAGGAUGACUAAGCCGCUAAUGGCGAAUCAGAGCUGCGCACGGAAACGCCAUUUACCUUCCCGCCAGAGCAGUUCCUACUUAUCUACUUGCACUUUGAUGUGCUUUCAAACUGCUAGGUUAGCAGGAGCAGGGACCGAGAAACGGGAGCUCACCCUGUCGCGGGGAUUCAAACCCACAGCUGCAAACUAGAGGUCGGGUGGUGCCUGACUUGUGAAAAGGAGCUCAGAAUUGCUGAAUAUGACUGGCAGUAUGGCAGCUGCAAAAAUGGAUAAUGCAGUCUUUAGCUGCAUUGAUAGGGCUAUAGUUUCCCAGUUGUGAGAAGUGAGAGUUCCAUCCCCCGCCACGCUCACUAUUCUUGAAGGACUGUCACAUGAGGCUUGUUUGUGUGUUGCACUGAACACAGGAACAAGCUGUCUCUACACCAUAGCUGCUAAUUUUUCCCUUAUCUUGCGAGGAAUCCUAUUUGGAAUAAGGGAAAAGGGAAACGUUUACAGCUAUUCUCUACACAUGUGAAAGAGUGGACACUUGUUGAUUUGCACAGCUCCUCUAUUGUGUACAGAUUCAUAAACUGUAUAUUCAUUGAAGGAUACAUGUGGAUUAUGGUAGAAGCGUGUAUCUUGACUCUCUGUGUACAUGGAUACAUGGACUGUACACUUGUAGCAUCUGAACACCUCUAUAGAAGAGGACAAAGACAUUUGGACUGCAGGGGGUUGGAACAGAUGAACCUUGGGGUUCAUUCUAACCCCACAAUUCUUUGAUUCUAAGUGCUCUACUGCCCUAAAGGAGAGAAUUAGAUCAAAUUCAGAAUGGCAGAUUUCUAUUGGAUCAGCUGGAAAAACUGUUUGGCCAUAGAAGUGGUUGGCAAGGAGAGAGGACUUUUGUGCAAAGAGAGCCCCCCCCCCAAAAAAAAACUUGCUUUAGUAAAGGCUCCCAGGGUGGGUGGGUGUGAGUUAAACCAGAGCCUCUGGUGAUGUGGUUUUAGUCUACUAUUGCUGUUUUGGUUUUUUUAUUAAACUCUUUUAUGAUUUUGCUUUAUGAUACUCUUCCCAUCCCAUUUACUGCUGAUUGUUUACUUUUAUUGUUAGGGUUAGUUUUAAUUUUGUUGAGAUAUAAAUUGGAAGCCACCUCAAACUUUGCUAGGUGUAAGUGGUCAAAUAAGCAAAUAAGUAAGCCAUCAAAGCAAGUAAAUAAAUAACCAUGCAACCCCAGGUCAAAAUAUGUCAAUGGACAAGGCAAAUGAGGCUAUAGAAUCACUUUCUAUUCAUUGGUUUAUAAUGUGAUAUUUUAUGGAGAACUUGGGGUCUUGAACCUUGUGUCAAGACACGGAGAAUGGAAGAGGAUUGCUUUCAGAAGGCAUGGUACAUUCAUGGGAGUUGGUGUUAGUUCCAUGCUGUUUUGGGUGGUAUGAAAUAUUUGUUAUGCCAGUGAUGUGGGGUCUGAAUUACGAUGCCCCUCCCUGCAAUUAUUUCUCUGUGUAUUGAAUUCCUUCAUAAUGGAAGGAAUUUGAAGCUUUUUAGUUUAGAGAAAAAGCAGGUAAGAGGGGCAUGAAAGAAGUGUAUAAAAUUAUUCAUUGUGUGGAGACAGUGUAUAGGAAAAAGUCCCCCCUUCCCCUCUCAUAAUACAAGAGAUUCUUACUGGUGUAAGAAUGCAAAUACCUAUUUCAACAGUUUUUAAAAAUCACCACCUGUGCAUAGCUUACCUUUAGAAGUUUUUAGAGACAAGGUUGUAUAACCUAGAACAACUAUGAUAUUCAAAGAUGCUUAGGUAGAUGUGGAUCAUCUCCCAUCUCUGUUUCCCUUUUAACAAAGAAAUCACUUGUAAACAAGAAAAAAAAGUAAAGUUUACUCACAUAUAAGUCUUGCCAGGAUUAGGGAUGCAAAACAGUGAGGCAAUAGUUCUUAUAGUUACAAUAGUCCAAUUCAAAGUGAUGUGUAACUCUGUGGAGAAGACCCUACAGGCAAUCUAUCCCAUUAAAGGUAAGAAGAGUGUGCUGUGAUUAGGGUUGGGCAAUGUUGGGUUUGCAACAUCGUGAUGUAUCACCAACCAAACAUCGCAGUUUGGCGAUAAACCAUGAUGUUGAAAGCAACUGCAUCAGCCCCUGCCAGUGCAUCUGGCCCCAGCCUGAUGCUCAGCUGGGGUGUGUGUGUGUGGAAAAGCUCCUGUCCCCAACUGAGUGAGCCCUGGUGUCCUUGCCACUCGCACACGAGUGCAAAAACAAACCCCUGUGUUGCAAUGAGAACCAAUCACAGAAAUAUAGACACAACAUGUAGGUUAAUAACUGUUAAAGCAUAUGUAAUAAAAUGAUAAUAUUAUUCAAAAAGUAGAAAUAAAUCUAUUAGAAUUCAUAUAUACAAUGUAACAGACUAGUGGUGCAGAACGUUAAGCCAUGUGUUCAAGAUAGGCGUCAAAGGUCAGUCUCACAAUGGUUAUGCAAAGGUUUCAACAGAAGGUCUCAAAAGUAGAGUUUUCUCAAUAGUUUUUCAAAAGUUUCAAUGGAAGACAUCCCAAAAGUCUCAAGGACAGUGUUUCCAGAAUGAUACUACAGUUGUACCUCAGGUUACAUAUGCUUCAGGUUACAUGCGCUUCAGGUUAAAGACUCCGCAAACCCAGAAAUAGUGUUUCAGGUUAAGAACUUUGCUUCAGGAUGAGAACAGAAAUCGUGCUCUGGCGGCGCGGCAGCAGCAGGAGGCCCCAUUAGCUAAAGUGGUGCUUCAGGUUAAGAACAGUUUCAGGUUAAGUACGGACCUCCAGAACGAAUUAAGUACUUAAUCUGAGGUACCACUGUACUGUUUGUGAUAGUUUUCUUCAGCUGAAAAUACACGAGUGGCUGGGACGGCGGGGCUCCUUCCUGAGGCUCCCUCUGCUUUUGCCGGCUUGGGGGGGUGGGGGUGGGCGUGAGCAACCUCGCUCGCUCACCCCACCCCACUCCCUGAAGACAGACGAAGCAUUGCCUUUGUCCAUGCAGGUGCGCUGGCUCUUUCCUCCUGGGGUGGUCAUUCACCCUGGGUAGAAAGACACAGCCCACCCUCCCGGGGUGAAGUCCACAAGGCAGGGUGGCCUGACGUUGUUGGUGCACCGCCUGGCUAAGCCUCACCCCCCCCCCCAUGGCAAGGCUGAAGCAAGGCUGAAGGCUUGCCUCAGCCACAGCUGCCUUGCUGGGGUUGGGGAGUCUAAUGGAACUCGCACCCACAGCUGUCCCCCCUCAAGGGAGAAGUGUGACAGAGUCCGCGCCUUCCCAGCUGAGCAGCCAGGACUCUCUCAGCCAAGGAGGAGGAACACCUCAAUGGAGCCCCCACCCCAGCGCAGGCUCGUGUGAGCUGGUGGCAGGUUGAGGGCUCUGUAAAAGCACUUGGCUGAGGCGAGGGCAAUGGUGCACCCCUCAGCCAAGCAGUUUAAAGAGGCAGAGGGAGGAACAAACUAUAUCAGCACCUCACUGAUGUAGCUUGUUUCUCCUGCCAGUAUGAGAACAGAUGAUGGUUGCUUCACUCAGUGGUAUAUCCACUGAAACCGCUGCCUUCUGAGUCCCCUUGCCUCCAGCACCCGGCUACAGCUUGUUUCUCCCUUGGCGCUGGUAGAAGAGGGACUCAGAAAGAAGUUUCACCCAUGAUAUACCACUGAGUGAAACUGCCAUCACAGUCUGCCCCUCGUACUGGUCCUGGGUGAUAUGUUGAUAUAUCGCCCAGGCCUAGCUGCAACAGGAAGAUGAUUACCGUAUUUUUUGCACCAUAACACUCACUUUUUUCCUCCUAAAAAGUAAGGGGAAAUGUCUGCGUGUUAUGGAGGGAAUGCCUACGGGUGGCAUGCCUACAGAUUUUCCUCCUCUAAAAACUACGUGCGUGUUAUGGUCGGGUGUGUGUUAUACAGCGAAAAAUACGGUAAGUUUUCUGUUUUUCCUCCUUCUGCCAUAAAGGUUUAGAGGAUAUAACAUCAGACAGUCCCUUGUCUGUAAUUCUCUAGCAGCCGUGCAUUUGCGAUUUUGGCUUCAGAUUCUCCCACAAUUUUGACAAAGCAUAUAAGUGAAUUGUAGAAUUUGCUCCCAGAAUGUAGUAACAACCCUCAAAUUGAAGGGAUUUAAAAGAGGAUUCAACAAAUUCAUAGACUAUAAAGUUAUCAGUUGCUGGCUACAUUCUCCCUCCAUUGCUGGAGGCAGAAUGGCCCUGCAGAAGAGUUUGCUUGUUUAUUUUAUUUAUUUCAUAAAAUUUAUACACUGCUUGAUCAUUUCUUUUUAAAAAAAGGUUUACAAAAGAUAAAACGGUAAAAUAAAGGAAAAAAUUGCAAAUGUACUGGUACUUUCAAACAUGCGAAAGUUAAGAAUAGUAAAACUGAUUAAAAUCACCUCAGUUUCUUAGCAUCUUGGUAAAAGGUGAAGGUAAAGGGUAAAGGGACCCCUGACCAUUAGGUCCAGUUGUGACUGACUCUGGGGUUGCGGUGCUCAUCUCGCUUUAUUGGCUGAGGUAGCCGGCGUACAGCUUCCGGGUCAUGUGGCCAGCAUGACUAAGCCACUUCUGGCAAACCAGAGCAGCACAUGGAAACGCCGUUUACCUUCCCAGUGGAGUGGUACCUAUUUAUCUACUUGCACUUUGACGUGCUUUCAAACUGCUAGGUUGGCAGGAGCAGGGACUGAGCAAUUGGAGCUCACUCCGUUGUGAGGAUUCGAACUGCCGACCUUCUGAUCGGCAAGCCCAAGAGGCUCAGUGGUUUAACCCACAGUGCCACCUCCGUCUGGGUAGGCUUGUCUAAACAAGAAGGUUUUUAGCAAGUGCCAAAAAGAGUACAUUGAAGGCCCCUGCUUGAUCUCAGUAGGCAGGGAAUUGUUGGUGUGGAGAGUGCUGUUGCACUCAGGUCCUACUUGUGAACUUCCCAUAGGCAUCUAGUUGGCCACUGGGAACAAAGUCCUGGACAAGAUGGGCCUUUGACCUGAUCAAGCAAGCUCUUAUUAGGCUCUUCUACAUGGGGAUAACCCUACCCUCCAGAAAAUUACGCUGAAAUGGCAGGAUUGCUAUGUCUCCUCUUAAUCUUUCCUCUUGUUUUAACACACCCAGUUUUUUUAAACCAACCUUCUUAGGACUUGGUUUCUAGGCCCUCCUCAUCCUGGUUGUCCACCUCUGAACAUGCUCCAGUUUGUCUAUGUAUUUUUCUUAAAAGGUGGCACCCAGAACUGGACACAACGUUCUAGAGGGUGGAAGUUGUGGAAUCUUAGUGAUAGCAAGCUCUGCAGUUGACUGCAUUGUGGAAGUGAACGUGAAUAUUCCCCUUGCCGGUCACGUACAAAGAUGGUAAUGGACAUCUUCAUUUGGAGAGGAAAUUGCAGAGUAGGAAUUUUUAUUAUAAAUAAAUGGAAAAAAUUAAAAAAUCAACAACAUGCACAGAGGCUACAUAACUCUAAAUAUAGAUGAAGCAAACAUUUGUGGGCUCCAUCUGGAAAGAUUAUUUCCUCUUAUAAUUGGCUGACUAAAUAACUGUUAGGGUUGGUUUAGUUAUAAUUAUUUCUUUAAAGGUUCCCCCCCUCCAUGGUUAAAAAUUGCUUAUUUCACAGUAAAAAUGUGCCAUUUCAUGGUACAUUGAUCAAAAAAGGGGGGGGGAAGGAAAAUAAGAAAGACAUUUUUGUGGGUAAAUGGAAUACAUUUAUUAAUAUCAGAAAACAGUUCUGUCAUACUUUCCCAUAUUUAUGACGGAUGUUCAUGCACUAAAUUGACAUGUUUUGUGAGUUACAAAUAUGACUGGAAGGAGGUGUAAAUGAUUUUUAUGGGUGGAAAAUGAAUGCUUGCCACAAGAUGUUAGAAACAGCCCAGCUGGAUCAGAACAAAGACCUAUUAUUACCACCACCACCACCACAUUUGCUGGAUGCUGCAUAAGAUAGGUUCUCUGGGCAUUUUGCCAAAUCAGUCACAGUGUACCUGCCACUUAUGUGAGGUCCACAUGCAAAGGCAAAACCUUGCAAAGUCAGGAGCCCCUGAAACCACCACUGCCGGUUGCAAGGGGGACCCUGAGACCCUGGGGCCUUCCCAGACCUUCCCAGACCCCCGGUAAGCGAGGAGGUGCCUUCCUUACUGGCCUCUAGGAGGAUUCUAGUGCUGUCACACCUCCUUCCAAAAGUCUGUUAAAGAAGGUGCUGCCAUGCUUACUUGGCCUUGGGAAGCUGACACAAUGGCUCUGGGACACUGUCAGAACUCUCUCGCUCUCUUCCCAAAGUCUGGUAAGGGAGGAAAACCUGCACAAGUGGGGUAUAAAGUAAUAAAUGGAGAGCAGGGAGUGGUAGGUUUCCUGGCUUUCCAUCAGAAAUUCAGCAGGCACUUCACUUUAAAUAAUUUUAUUAAUUGUUAUUCUAUGUUAUAUAUAUAUUACACAGGAAAAAUACAGGAAAAAGCAUACAUUCAAUUAAAGUUCCCCCCUGUCCCCACCGUAGCAGCCCCAACUAUAUCCCGUUGUAUUAGUAUUAAUAAAAUAUAACCUUACUUCAAUAGCUGAUGACUUAAAAAGUGUUGCUUCACAGGUUUUCUUGUGUUUUGUGUAGUUUGUAGAUGAAGUGAAAGUGGAAAACGUCUUUGCAGAUUAUUGUGUUGUCUUCUUUUCUUGUACUUUUUUGUCAACUUUUCCAUCAAGAUUAAAUCCCAAACAUAAGUGUAUCAGACUUCAUAUAUGUUCAGUGUCCUCCAGUGCCUAGCAACAGCAAAACAUGCUGCAGUUACAAGAUGCAGAAUUAAGUCUCUGUUCCUAAGUUCUUGUGCUUCAUCUGCAAAUAUUGAAAGUAGUGCCAUUUUGGGAUUUAUUUCUUUUUUUAAAAAAAAAUGUUUUACAGGUGAUUUUUUAAAUGUUUUUUUUAGAGUGUGUGUGUGUGUGUGUGUGUGUGUGUGUGUGUGUGUCUUGUACACCAAUGUGAUAUGUGUUUUAAUAUUGUAACCUGCCCGGGGUUCUUAGGAUGAAGGGCAGGUAAUUAAUACAGCAAUGAUAGUAUUGUGGCUACCCAGCCGUAUAGCAUUAGCUACCCAGCUCUGCUGCCGAUGUGACCCUAUCCCAUCCCGCUUCCUCUGAGGCCAGAAGAGGAGAACCAGACCAGGCACUGUGGGAGCCCCUGCCAGGGUGCCUGCUUCACAUCCCCUCAAAAAUCCAUGCCCUGACCCACGGCCCCACUGGCACCACCCACGCUAUGCCCCUGGGUCUCCCCAUAGGCUUCUGGUUGGCCACUGUGAGAACAUGAGAACAUGGAAACUGUUUUCAUGAACACCCCAUGGGAUGUUGGCAAAACUACAGAAAGGCAAGCAGGUCAUUCUGAGGGAUUUUAAUCUGAGACCUUUCACAUAUAAGGCAUGCUAUGUACCAUUGAGAUACACUUCUUCCAGAAAGAAUGGAUGUUGCAGCACCAAAGGGAACUUUGGACAGGAUGUGGACAGGCUGCUAGGACGAGUGAAACCAACCACCUGUCUCCUUGAUCCUUGCCCAUCCUGGCUUUGUGGGGUGGUGAAUGCUUCUCUCUGUGAGGGAGCCUUCCCAGACCCACUGAAAGAGGCGGUUAUUAAACCGCUUCUUAAAAAACAAUCUAUAGAUGCGGCUAAUAUGGCCAACUAUCACCCAGUGUCAAAUCUUCCAUUCUUGGGCAAGGUGAUUGAGCGAGUGGUUGUUGAACAACUCCAGGCAUGCCUGGAGGAUGUGGACCACUUGGAUCCCUUUCAGUCAGGAUUCAGGCCUCAUCAUGGUAAUGAAACUGCCUUGGUCACACUGGUCGAUGAUCUCUGGCGGGCUAGGGACAAAGGUGAAAUCUGUUUCCUAGUUCUGCUGGAUCUCUCAGCAGCUUUUGAUACCAUCAACCAUAACAUCCUUCUGGACCAUCUAGAGGGGCAGGGAGCUGGGGGCACUGUUAUACAGUGGUUCCGCUCCUUCCUCCUGGACCAUAUUCAGAAAUUGGUGGUGGGGGAUGAGUGUUCAGACCCUUGGACUCUCACUUGUGGGGUGCCUCAGGGUUCUGUCCUCUCCCCCAUGCUUUUCAACAUCUACAUGCAGCCGCCGGGAGAGAUCAUCAGGGGGUUUGGGCUGGGUGUUCAUCAAUAUGCGGAUGAUACCCAGCUCUACCUCUCUUUCAUAUCAGAACCAGUGAAGGCAGUGAAGGUCCUGUGUGAGUGUUUGGAGGCCGUUGGAGGAUGGAUGGUGGCUAACAGAUUGAGGUUGAAUUCUGACAAGACAGAAGUACUGUUUUGGGGAGACAGAAGGCAGGCAGCUGUGGAGGACUCUCUGGUCCUAAAUGGGGCAACUGUGCCCCUGAAGGACCAGGUGAGCAGCCUGGGAGUCAUUUUUGACUUGUAGUUGUCCAUGGAGGCUCAGGUCAAUUUUGUGUCCAGGGCAGCUAUUUACCAGCUUCAUCUUGUACGCAGACUGAGACCCUAUCUGCUCACGGACUGCCUUGCCAGAGUGGUGCAUGCUCUGGUUAUCUCUUGUUUGAACUACUGCAAUGCGCUCUAUGUGGGGCUACCUUUGAAGGUGACCCGGAAACUACAACUAAUCCAGAAAGCGGCAGCUAGACUGGUGACUGGGAGCGGCCACCGAGACCACAUAACACCGGUCUUGAAAGACCUACAUUGGCUCCCAGUAUGUUUCCAAGCACAAUUCAAAGUGUUGGUGCUGACCUUUAAAGCCCUAAACGGCCUCGGCCCAGUAUAUCUGAAGGAGCAUCUCCAACCCCAUUGUUCUACCCGGACACUGAGGUCCAGCGCCAAGCGCCUUCUGGCAGUUCCCUCACUGUGAGAAACCAAGUUACAAGGAACCAGUCAGAGGGCCUUCUCGCUAGUGGCACCCGCCCUGUGGAACGCCUUCCCAUCAGAUGUCAAAGAGAACAACAACUAACAGACUUUUAGAAGACAUCUGAAGGCAGCCCUGUUUAUGGAAGCUUUUCAUGUUUGAUGGAUUACUGUAUUUUAAUAUUUUGUUGGAAGCCACCCAGAGCGGCUGGGGAAGUUCAGCCAGAUGGGUGGGGUAUAAAUAAUAAAUUAUUAUUAUGAUAUUCUGGUGAAAAACUUUCUCCCAUAAGGACUGGGGCUGAAUGGACCCUUUUUGAGCCCUUGCUUCCAGACCAGUUCCUUAGGGUCUACCUUCUUUGUUGGAGAACUGCAGGCUCUUUAACAGCCAUUGCUCCGGCCUGAAGAUGGUUGCUUAAUCCUUUGAUCCAAGGCAUGGGCAUAACGAAGGGGGGGGGCAGGGGGUAGCUCCCUCCCAUCAGUGAAAAUCAAUAAAAAUUGCAGGUUCUGCUCCCCUCCAAAAGCCUGCUCUCCCUAACAAAAACCCUGGUUACACACAUGUUCCAAGGUCUCCCACACAUGGUGUUCUCCCUACACCAUUGGAAUAGUGAGGUGUGGGAGACACUCAGUUCCUUGGAACCAGAGGAAGAUACCUGUGAGGGUCAUGGCUUGGGACUCUCAGAUCUGGUUCAGUGGAUGCCUGCCUGCCAGCCAGCAUCAGAUUUAAUGGGUUGUUGAUCUCAUUAGGCUGAGCGCCAAGAACCCAAUCCAACUGAUCUGAAGGUGGCAUUGUAGCCUUUGACAGUGUCCCAGUCCUUGCUAGACUCCAGGGUCUUGAUACAUAAUAAAAACCAGGAAGCUGUCGUGGUCCCAGCCCAGGAACCCUCAGGCAAGGAUGAAAUGGAUCCACUCCUUAGUCUUAUCAUUAAAUGCUGUGGCACCAGAGUAAUAUGAACCCUGAGGAGAUGCAUCUUCUGUCAGCAUUUUGAUGACUGGUCCACAGACUCCUUGAGGAUCAGGACAGUCCUGAGUAAUGUUCCUCAUGGCAUUCCCCACAGAUCAAGUUUCUACUGCUAGAAAAUGACCCUUUAACUGGGCAGAUGGGAGUGGAGCUUCCAUCUUGAUUCCCUAGAGCCUAGACCAAACCACAAAGCUCUGUCAGUUGCUCCAUGACACUGCUUAGACAUUGAUUUGAUCCCUGCAUUGCAGGGAGUUGGGCUAUAUUACCUUUCAGGUCCUGUGCUACUCUACAAUUCUAUGACUCCAUGCCCAUUUUAAAUUAAUGUGUCAACUGUAUGGCUUCUGACAACCCUUGCAAGGCUGCCUCAGUCCUUGUACAAGGUCCUAAAAUCUCCUUGCAUUUCAUCCCCUCUUUUCCGUAAUCCAGGGCCUGCAAUUUUCAUCCUGCCUGGGCCUUCACUUUUCUUUGGCGGUGGACAUCACCAUGACCCUGAACAGAAGUCUCUAGCUAACUGCAGUUUCCAAACAGGGAAACUAUAGUUACCAUAUUUGGAACAAGGCAGGAUCUUCAAAUAUCUUCAAACACCUUGCCCCAACCAUCACCAAGCAGUAGUGCCUUAUUCUGAAGUUGCUGGCUAUAGUUUCCUUGUUCUGAUAAAAUGGGAAACAAAGAUGAAUCAGAGGUUUGUGGUCUGCAUGUUCAUGCUGCAAAGGAGAGGAGAAAAGGGGCUGUAUGCAUGGACAAAAAAAGCCGUGUUCCUAUCUCAGCUUGAGAAGCCAGUAUAUAAUUGCCCAAAUGCAUUCAUUGUCUCACACAUAUGAUGCAUUUUCUCAUAAAUUACACCUCAUUCCUAAUCAGUUUAAGCUCAUUGGUUGUGUUUCUUUUUUUAAAUUUUACUUUCCAUUUUGUGAGUCACUCUUUCCUUUAAGCUGUUCUCAGUAGGUUUGAAAUGAAGAAGCUGUUUCGCCCUCCUCCCAACUGCCACAUCCAGUCACUAAUUGCCACAGUGUACCUUGUUUAGUUGUGAUUUCCCUGGAGUGCCUUGUUGUGAGGGAACAUGGACACAGUGUGUUAAAAUCAUGUCAUUUACACUGGAAGCCCUCAGAGAUAAAAUGGUGUUGUUGGCAUUACGUGACGUACAUAAAGUACAAGCCACCAGCUUUGCUAGAGUGAGGAGGCUCAAAGCAAGUGGGGGGAAAAUGCUUUCUAAUUGGCAUUUCUGCCCAAACUGGAUUUGCAGGUAAGUUUCUCAGACCAGGGAUACUUCUGAAUCCCUUCUCACUUGGAUUACUUGGAGUUGUUCUAAAGGUGUAACUGAUCUGUGGGGAUAGAUGGCUCAGUCUUGAUGUACUUUAUGCCCCUUUGCCUGUGCCUGCAUGUCCGUUGAUUCCCAUUUCCAUGUGGACUACCUAUCUUGAAAAAACCCACACCAUUUAACCUCCCCCCCCCCCAACAUAUGGAUAAAGCAUGUACCUCAUUAAAACUCACUGCUUAUCAUUCAGAACCUUUUGAUUCCGAAUCCAAAGAAUGUGGUCAUGGUCAUGGAUGACUUUAAGACAGGAUAUAACAAUCUUAAAUAUAUGGCUUUAAGAAGUGGGUCUAGUACUCUGCCCCAUUCGUCUCACGUGUGGGCUGAAUAACAAGUUGAUGGGGUGAUUCAGAGUCUCCCACAAUCCCACACUGAAGCACAGUGUCAAUACCCAGCCAUCACAAAUUGGAUCGAGGCCCCACAAAGUUUUGUAUCAGCUCUGGUUUUCCAGUGCAGUAAGCCCACAAUUUAUGUGGGGAUUAUGUUCCUGGGAUCAGGCCUAAAGCCAAUAUCACAUAUAGUCAAAACACAUUGGGUUCAGUAAUGGGUGGGAUUGCCAAAGUCUUUUUUCCCAGAUGCCCGCCCCCUUCCACUCCCCAAUUUAAAUGCAUGUAAGUUGUGGGCUUACCAUUUCUCUCUAUUUCUCUCUAUGAGCUUUGCAAGGAGUGAAGCUGUACAAAAAGUUGCUUGCAGAGCACUGAAGAGCUCUAGAUAAUGAAAAAAAACCAAACAUGCCAUGUUGGUUUGCCAAAACAAAGCAAAGAACUCUUCAGAAUUCUGCAGGCAGUAUUCUAGACAGCCUCAUACUACAAAGCUAUCAGAGGCCUGUAAAUCCCUACCGGAGGAUGCAAAGACAUCAGAAAGUAAGGCCAGUGCAAAGUUGCCAAGUUGUUGGUUUUUUUAAAUAUAUAUAUAUAUAUAUAUAUAUAUAUAUAUAUGCAAGUAAUAAUAAACUUCAUUCAACCAUUUAAUUAUUUUAAGGUAAUAAAGACACACCUAUUCUCCCCUUUAUUAUGGAAGAAAAUGUAUCCCUUUUAUUUUUACCACAAAAAGCCCCUGAAGCUACUUGUCUGCAAUUUGGCAGGGCUCAAUUCACUCUCCAAGGGCUCAUAUACCCAUAGAUUUCAUCCUCUUUGGUGAAAAAGGCAGGAAAGUCAUAGCCAUUUUUAUAUUCUCCAUUACAGUGACUGGGAAAACUCAGGCAUUCACUGUACAAAGGGUUCAGAAGCUGAAACACAGCACAGAGAGACCCAAACAGAUAAGAUUGUGUGUGUUUUGAACCCCACACAGAUAUGAGUCAAGUCAUGGGGGCUGUGAACACCCCUAGUAUCUAAUGAGAGGCAGAAUAUAUCUAAAUCCCAGUCACUGUGGAAUGCCAAAUUUAGAGGGCUAUUGCGCUCAUGUCCUGCUUAUGGGCUUCCGAUAAGCUUAUGGUUGAAUAUCAUGGGAAAUAGGAUUCUAGACUAGGUUGGCAUUUGAUGGGAUCCAACAGGGCUCUUCAUAUGACCUUAUGAAUAUGCAUGCAUUUUGCAGGACAUCCAUUUGAGAACCUGCAUGCUCUGGUGCCAUUUCUGUGACCCUUGGAAGAACUUUAUCAGCUUUACAAAGUAGUGAGGGCUAUGCAGCCUGCCAGCACUUUAGAUUGCACCCCUGCAGGGGAAUUAAUCCAGGGCCCCAAAAACAUCAAUGCCGUGAAGCUAUUUUGGAACACAUGCUACUUUCGUUCACUUAUACAGGCUAUUCUGAACCAGAGUGAAGGAGGGCAGGUCAGGAGACCAGUAGCUAUUGCUUUUUGUAUCUUGCCCCUUUGAGCUACCACUGCUGUAGUUUCUUUGGAUCUUUUGUCAGCCUUGUCAUGACCCAACUCAGCUAGCCAGACAUGGACUACAGGGAGGAGAAGAGGCACUGCGCCUGCUGUCUGGUACAGAGUGGUGAGACUCGAGAUGAGCUAGUCAAUGCAGAUUCAUAAACAGCUUGCCCAUUUGAACCUGCAGCCUUAUCCCAAUAUGAAUUGUCUAGAUCAGCGGUAGCCAAUAUGAUCUCAUACCACCUGUCCUGGCCACCACAGACAAUGGUAAAAUUUUGGAUUGCAAAGACAAAUAACUAAUUGGCCACUUGCUAAUUUUAGCUACAUUGACCUUCACGUGUCUUUGGAAAUGCAUGUGUAAAGCCAUGGUGGAGUCUAGUUUCUGGCCAUGUCAGAAAAGCUAAAGCAAAAACUGUUUAACACAGGAGGAUAUCAAUAAAAGAACCUUUUAUGCAGUCUGGUUUGACUUUAUUAAAUAAACAAACGAGGGAACAGCAUCUCCAAAGACACAAACAAGGUAUGCAAGUUUAUGGAGCUCUUAAUAGCUAAAAGACUUGACAUCAGAGCUCAGUCACCAAUAUCUUGCGAACUCUGUGCUACACACUGUGGACUUUGUGAAAAGAGAAAGAACAGAAUCAUAGACUCGUAGAAUUGGAAGGUGUCUGAAGGCCCCCUAGUUCAACCCCCUGAAACCAUACUGGACCCUGCUUAGCUUUGUAAAUGUGUUAGCAGUUUUAUUGCUGCACCAAUAAUCAGACUGAUCAGUGGCUUUUGUUUUAUGUUUUUACUUACCUCUGAAAUCCUGGGGGGUUUAUCUCAUGUGUUUGUUAUAUUUUAUUUGUAGCCUUGUCUUCUAAAAAAUUAUAUAUCUAUAAAUUAUGCACACUAUCACACAUGCCCGCCCACAUACACAUAUAUAUUAAAUUAAAGGGACAGUGAUCAGGGCUAAUGGGAGUUAUAGUUCAGCUACAUCUGGAAAGCUGGGCUCCGCAUCUAGGUUAGCCUGAAAGAGGUUUCACCAGACACAAACCUCAGGACUACCAGUCUGCCGUAGCAGGUACUGGAGGCCUCUGAAGGACCGCCCCACCUAGUCAAAAUUGUUAGAGUCACAGAGUCCACUUGCUAGUGAUGUCAGAGGGCCUUUCAAGAUGUAUUUCAAGAUGUAUUCAGCAUCAUGGGUUUCGUAGUACUUGGCUGCAGAAACAAUUAUUGCAGAUUGCACACCUAAAAUACAGAAAAGUCUGGAGAACCAUCUGGUGAGAACCAACAUUCAAUUUUAGGAGCAAUUUGGCCACAGUGCCACUACCCUUGAUGUUGGCUGACUUUUUUUCUUUUCAUGACUGGGGGAAAAUAACAACUUUUCAGUGCAUUGUUUCAUUUACACCAGGCAUAGGCAAACUCAGCCCUCCAGAUGUUCUGGGACUACAAUUCCCAUCAUCCCUGACCACUGGUCCUUUUAGCUAGGGAUCAUGAGAGUUGUAGUCUCAUGGAGAGCCGAGUUUGCCUAUGCCUGAUUUACACCUUCAAUGGAUCAACACAAGGUGGUGACUCUCUCUCUCUCUCUCUCUCUGUGUGUGUGUGUGUGUGUGUGUUUGCGCACACACUUUUUAAAAGAUGAGAGUUUUUGCUAACAUUGAUCGGGCAGAUGAAAGAGUGAAAGAUGAAAGGAGCUGCUUGUUGGCAAAAUGACGGCAAAUCAGCUCAGUAGGGCAUGGAAAUAGCAACAUUUCCAUAGUCUGUAUUAUACAUGCCAACCAAGCGUGUACAGUGGUACCUCGGUUUACAAACUUAAUCCAUUCCGGAAGUCCGUUCUUAAACCAAAGCUGCUCUUAAACUGAGGUGCGCUUUCCUUAAUGAGGCCUCCUUCUCCCGGUGCCCUUCCACCAUUUGGCUUCCAUUUGUAGAAUGAGGUAAAGUUUGCAAACCGGGACACUACAGUUGUACCCUGGGUUACAGAUGCUUCAGGUUACGUUUUUUCAGGUUACGGACCUCCAAAACCUGGAAGUACCGGAACGGGUUACUUCCAGGUUUCGGCGGUCGCGCAUGCGCAGAAGUGCUGAAUCGCAACCUGCGCGUGUGCAGACGUGCCGCUGCGGGUUGCAAACGCUGCAGGUUGCAAACAUGCAUCCUGCAUGGAUCAUGUUCACAACCCGAGCGUCCACUGUACUUCUGGUUUUGUGGAGUUCGUAAACUGAAUAGUUCAUAAACAGGGCUGUUCUUAAACCAAGGUACCACUGUAGAAGAAGAAGAAGAGUUUGGAUUUGAUAUCCCGCCUUUCACUCCCUUUAAGGAGUCUCAAAGCGGCUAACAUUCUCCUUUCCCUUCCUCCCCCACAACAAACACUCUGUGAGGUGAGUGGGGCUGAGAGACUUCAGAGAAGUGUGACUAGACCAAGGUCACCCAGCAGCUGCAUGUGGAGGAGCGGAGACGCGAACCCGGUUCCCCAGAUUACGAGACUACCGCUCUUACCCACUACACCACACUGUACUGGGAGGCAGCCUGAGUGUAGGAUUCUGAAAUCAAUUUAUGUACAGUGUGUAAGGAAGGAGACCUUGCAGAAGCUUGCUGCAUGGAUUCCUUAAAGUCUAUUGUUCACAGGCUUUUCUGAAACAUUUUAAGAUAUUGAUCUGCUUACUCUUUUUGCCUUGUGCUUUUUGCCUUGUACUUUGGCAGAGAACUCACAUCCUAGGACCGAAUGCAAGCCAGUGAGUUGCAUCAUGUAGCUGCAACUGCUAUUCCUUCUGAUGUUGAGGGAACAUCCUUGCUGGAUGCCUUGCAUAAUACAUCAGUGGGCAUAGGGGAUGUCCUUUCAUGUAUCUGCAUCAUGAGAACAAAGGGGGGCAACAGGUGGGAAAGGAUGAUCCGAGUAAGACUCUUUAAAGUGGAGACUGGGGGUGUGGGCUGCCUACCAGAAUUAAAGGGAUCAAAGGAAGCUUCCUGAUACUGACCAUUGAUUGACCCAGUAUUGCCCACCCUGACUGGCAGCGGUUCUCCAGGGUUUCAGGCAAGGGACAUUCCCAGCCCUAACUAGAAAGGCUGGGGAUUGAAACUGGAAACUUCUUCAUGCAAAGCAUAUGCUCUGUAAAUUCUUCUUCUUCAGAACAUAGAGAACUGGCUCUUACAAGUCAGCAUAGUUCAAGCCGUUACUGGUAAUGGGUAAAGGUCAACGCCAAAAUUUAAAAAGGUUCAAAACUAUAUAGCAAAUUGCAUUUGCAAACACAAAUAAUGAAAAUAUUCUGCAUGCUGGAGAUCAAAGAAUUAAAUAAGAAAUAAGAAAUAAGAAAAAGAAGCAAUGAAAGAAACAAUGAAUUUUAAUAAUAAAUUCAUAUAUACUUUCUUUGUUUCUUUAUUAAAUCAGGGCAUCAGCACAACAAUUUAUAGCUGUCAACAAAAGCACUUUUCUACACAACCUCACAGCAGUCACUUCAAAAAAAAAUCCCAUAAGUCACUCAAAUAUGUUAGUGUGUUUGAAGAGAUUACAGUCAUACCUUGGGAUAAAUAUGCUUCAGGUUGAGCACUUUCGGGUUGCGCUCCGCGGCGACCCAGAAGUAAUGGAGUGUGUUACUUCUGGGUUUUGCCACUCGCGCAUGCGAAGACGGUCAAAAUGAUGUCACGUGUAUGCGCGGAAGUGGAACAAAUGUGACCUGCACACACGCAGACAAGCUGUCGCAUCUUACAUUCUGUUCGGGAUGCGAACAGGGCUCUAGAACGGAUCCCGUUCGCAUCCCAAGGUACCACCGUACACAUAUUUUCUAUGGUGGUUUUUGAGAGAGACAGAGAGAGAGAGAGAAUCUGAAAAUACUAGAACUUGGGGACACCCAAUGAAUUUGAAUGUACAAAGUGUCAGGACAGACAAAAUGAAGUACUUCUUCAUACUUCAUAGUUAAACUAUUGAAAUCACAAACCCCAAAACAUGGAUGGCUUUAAAAGAGGCUCAGGGAAAUUCAUAGAGGCCAAGGUGAGCAAGGGCUAUUUGCCCUGGUGGCUGUUUCCUGUAUCCACUAUGAGAAGCAGUAUGCCCCUGAAUACCAGUUGUUGUGAACCACAACUGGUUCGAGCGUUGCUGUGCUCUGGUCAUGACUGUGGACUUCCCACCAGGGCAGCUGGUCAGUGACUGUGAGAACAGGAUGAUGGACUUGAUGAGCCAUUGGCCAGAUUUGGGAGGCUCUCCUUACCUUGUUGGUCUCACCCCCACCCUAAGAAAAAAGAUGUCCACUUGGAGAUGACUGCCAUUUCCACCUAACAGUGUUAUAGUAGGUUCAAGGCAUUGAGAAAGAUGCAAAAUGGUGGUAACAUUGCAAAAAACAACAAAAAACAAAAAAACAAAAGCCACUUCACAUAAAGAAAUUGCACACUCAUGCACACACACACACACACACACACACACACAGCCAAGCAGGCUCCCAGAGUGGCUUACGUAAAAUCAAAACAAGACACUCCCUCCCCACAAGUUUACAGUCUGAAAUCAACCUCAACAAACAAGGGGAAAGGGGCAAGGAGGGAAGGGGGAAAUCAAAAUCAAAUCUCAGACAUCACUUUCUGGACCUGAGUCUGUAUUUAUGAGCUGCCUCAGUGAGCAUAAAAGGCAUACAUUCUGCAAGUCUUCAUAUACAGCAACUAUUUAUGUUGAUACAUGAGUACUAAUGGUUCCCUAUAUCUGCAUUUUAUCAGACCAACCUAGGGCAAUGGGGUGAAUGCAAGGCCUUCUGAACUCUUCCCCAGCCACCUUCCUUCUCCUCAAGCCACACUCCUCACUGGCCCUGUUACACACACACAAAAUGCUUCUGUCUGUCUGGAACAUGUCCAUGAAAUCCAAUCAAUGCUUCUUGUAUGUCAGGAUGGAGGAUAGAGAAGGGUGUGUGAGUGUGUGUAGAAAUCAGCUUCCUGUACAAAAGUAACAUUUGCAUUUGCUACCCCACACGUUUUGCCUGUGGCCCUGCCUACCGCUGGCAAUGUGGCCUUGGAAGGUCGCCCAGAAGAGAACGUGGCGCUUUGCUUCUGCCAUGGCUGAAGAAGGUUCCCCAAUCCUGCCCUUCAGGAAAUCUUAGUCUUGUUUAGUACUGUAAGCACGGUUUGGGCAUGCAGGGGAAUCCCUGAUUACGCAGGGGUUCCAUUCCCUGCAGCCACAUGCAUGCAUGGGACACACAAAUCUGUUCUGCCCUGUUCUGCCCCUACCUUGCCCUCUUUCUGUGCCAAAAAUGGCACUCAUGUCAGUGGUCCUACACAUGCUGAUCUUGCACAUGUUGGGUGGUGCCUGUAAUUCCAAACUUCUAAGAACAGAAACUUUGUAUCACUGCAGGGAAAUUCUACCUACUGCGUUCUCCCUCGAUACAGCAGUUACUGGAAGGGGGGAAGGGCAGAAAUUGUACAUGUCUUGUUUCCAUUCUGAUAUUUUCUAAUCUUUUUCACCCUGUCAGGCCUCUCCAGGGUGGGUCUCUUCAGUGCUCGAUGCUGGAACAGCUUUGUCCCUGGGAAACAUUUUUAAAGAUCUCCAUGUUGUAAAUCUGCUAGCUCACUCCUGGAAGCCGGGAGGCUCCAUAGAGCAUAAUUUAAGGUUCUAACAAGCCAAGCAGAAGCCAUUACUCAAUUUUAAUUUUAAUUCGGCUUUUUCUUUCUCCAAAUGGGUGGCUUGCAGCCUCCUGCUGGAGCAGUUAUGUAAAGAAUAGGAGUCAUUGUGUUUGAAGCUAGGAAUUAACUUUUUUUCUCAAGCACAAGGAGUUCUGGCUCUACCUAUUAAAGUGUUUGCUAUUUCUGGAAGCUCUGUUAUCCUCCCCUUCUUCACUCACUGUUUCUGAAGACAGGAAGCCACCCACGUGCCUCUAUAGAGAACCACCCACAUGCUUCUAUAAGAAGAGCUCACCCUCAAGAGACUGGCGUGGGUCAGACCUUGGUCUGACGUGAGAACGAUGCUAUAAGAACCAUGUUGCCACACAUUUAGGGAUGGAGGAGAAUCUUGCCCUGUCCACAUUUUAAAGAAAGCUUCCCUAAUUCACAGUUAGGGUAAGGGGCCAUCACUCAGUGGUAGAGCAAAUGUCUUGCGUGCAGAAGGUCCUGGGUUUUCUGUUAUUGUUGCAAGCUGCCCAGGGACCUUACAGAGACCAUAAGAAAUCAAAUGAAUAAAUAAAUCCCUGGCAUCUCCAGGAAGAGCUGGGAGUGAACCUUUUCUGAAAUUCUGGAGAGCCACUACCAGUCAGUGUAGUCUGUGCUAUGCUGGCUGGACCCAUUGGUCUGAAUUGGUAUAAUACAGCUUCCUAGGUUGCCAGCCAUGUAAAUGGAUUAAAGUGUACUUAACAACUGGAUUUCAGGUAGGCUAGACUUUGAACAAGGGAUCAGGUAACCAGUAAAUCAUUUGCUUCCCUUCUGUAAUUGCUCUUACGUUGCCCCAGCCACUUUGGGUGACUUCCAGGAAAAUAGAAAAACACAAUAAAACAUCAAACAUAAAAGAAAUUCCUAUACAGAUGUCUUCUAAAAGCCAUAUAGUUGUUUAUCUAUUUGACAUCUGAUGGGAGGGCAUUCCACAGGGUGAGUACCACUACCAGGCCCUCUUCCCAUUUCUCUGUAACUUCAUUUCUCCCAGCGAGGGAACCACCAGAAGGCCAUCAGAGCUGGACCUCAGUGUCUGGGCUUGAUGAUGGAGUUAGAGACGCUCCUUCAGGUAUACAGGGCCAGGGCUGUUUAGGGCUUUAGGGCAACUCUCAUCACCACUGACCAUUCUCCAUGCUGGCUGUGGUUGAUAGGAGAUGGUCCAAAAACAUAUGAUUCUCUACCAAAUCUGCUAUGUGGUAAACAUUUGUGUGGAUCUUUAUACAGCUAACAUUUUCAGCAGAUCCCUUCCUUCCUUCCUUCCUUCCUGGUGGAGUGGCUUUGUGUCUGGGAUCUACCACUGCAAUGCCUUGCAAAACCCAACAGUUGCUCUGGUGUUGGGAAUCUAUUUGCACCUUCAGAAUGGUGAUUUUAAGGGUCCAUCUUGCAAAUGACUUGGAGUGAUCUUGCCUGUAAUGCAUCCUUGAACUCUUGAUGGUGCCUCUUGCUUGGAUGGAGGAGAAAGAAGAGAUAGAGAAAGAAAGAAAGUAGAAACCUCUGGCUUUUGCAUGGCUGGAGUACCUAGUGCAUAAAGGUAACAGUCGCAUCCAUUCUGCCUACUUUUGUUCGUGGUCCCCUCACAUUUUGCCUCUGCCCCCUGAAUGAUGGCCUGUGAUGGAAUGCAGGCUUUAGACCAAAAAUUCUGUUUUUAUUUGCGUUUGGUGCAUGCUAGCUGUAAGUAGGUACUUUAUCUCCUAGUUUUGUAUUUUAAUCCUAUUGAUGGACAUUUUGAGCAUCUUUAUAUUCAAGAGGUGGAAAAGUUACUAAUUAUUUUAAAUAUAACACUAAUGUUUCCACAACUUACAGCAGGCAGUAUUUGGUGCUCCUUUUUAGUUUACUCAGAAGCAUGUUUCGACUUCUAAGCCAUGAGUCAGUUUCUGUGGUGCUCGGAGACUAUUUCACAUACAUCUCGCUUCACAGAACUUUGCGCUGACAUAGUCAUUUGCAAUAAAAUAUUGACAGAAAGCUGCAGCAAGGCCAACUCCACAAAGGAGUCAUUCUUGCUGCUUGGAUAAAUCCCUUCAGGAUCAGAAAUGGAGUAGUGGGGAGAGACUCUGAAAACCAAGAAAUCAAAACAUAUUUACAUUACUGGAGUCUGCCCUGUUAUUGUAUGCUUCUUAUAGUGGUGGGGUUGCCUCUGAUACCAACUGAAUACACUGGUGUGAAGGCAUGGUAUGUCCACAAACAUUUCAGCUGCUCGGGGAAAGAAGCAGAUGAGAUGCUUGGAGUUCCGAGUAUGUGAGGGAAGGGAACCUUGUCGGUUGUCAGGGAUUAAAACCUCUCUCACGCAGAGAGUAAGGGCAGGGGUGACUUUGUGGGGCAGACUGAGAAGACCAGGGAGAGAAGGGAAACUAAAAAACAUUGGAAAGAGAGAAGGCAGGUGAAGGUGAAGACAAUGUUCUGAGAAAAGCUAACUUCAGUGAAGAGAGAGAAGGCAGUUUGCAAAAAUAGACACUGAAAACAAGCACUAAAGCUAGAAGUGUGCAAAGAGGGAGUAUAUAUUGUGGAUGAGAGUGGAGAUAUAUGUAUGAGAAACUGGCCAAGGGACAGGGUGGAUGAAGGAAGUGUUACAGGACAGGUAAUUGACUGAAGAGCCAACUGGCCACACAUAAAAUAAUAGGAGUAAACAAGGUUUGUUUCUACAUCUACCAGCUCCUCCUUUUCCUUUGGCUUCAGGACUUCAUAUGCCUUAGAUGUUUCUCAAGAGACAGAGAAGUAUGGAGGGAUAAAGGAUUACACAGCACGUCUGUCAUUCCACUAUUGCUGGCCCCCCAGGUGCCCACGUGGAUAUUCUUCUCUGUGCAUGACAUCUUUUAUUUGAUUUUAAAAGAGCUCUACAUUUUUCAGCUAGGAAGGAAUGUUGGAGCCACUUCUGAGCUGCAAUCCGUCAGUCUGCAUUUGCCAUUUUAAAAAAGGAAAGAAAGAAAAGGGUGAUUUAUUUUUUAAAUGUGCGCGCGCGCACAGACACACACACACGGAGAGGGAGAGGGAGAGAGAGAGAGAGAGAGAGAGAGAGAGAGAAAGAGAAUAUCUCUGGCUUUCAUGAACUGUUUUCUUCUUCAAAGAUUUGCAGAUGCAGGUUCAUUUAUGAAUGGGACAGAGGUAUAUUUAAAGCAUAAUAGUAGGCCUGUAUCAAGUUAUAUCUAAUGCUAGGCCUACUGAGGCCCAGUGAAAUUAAUGAGCAUGCCUAACACAGCAUUAUUAAUCCUAUUGGAUCUACUCUCAGUAAAACUUGGUUGAAUACAACCCCAUUAUCUGUGAUGUGAACAUUAUGCUGUUCAUCAGAAUACAGCAAUAUCUACAUACCUACCUACCAGAUAGUUGGGGCCCAUUGGGACUUGUAGGACAGAAAGCAGGGAGGCCAUGGAUGGGCAGAACCAGAGACAAAGGCAGCACCAACUCAUUCCAGUUUUGCCCUCUCCUCUUCUCUGCUGAGUUCUACGAAGGGAACACUGAGGCUAAGGAGAAGGAAGCUGGCCACCAGGAACAGUUCCUGAACUGGUUGUGCUAUGUAUGCAGGCAUUGUAGGCCAAAGCCAGGUUGUAAGUUAAGAAGGCAGGCAAGUGAGGGCAACUGCAAUCAGUGGGCAGUUCCCUGUUGUCUCUACUGGACCAGCCUCCAUUUCUCACCAGCAUCUUCCCUCUGCUAUAAUCUGAAACCAUCAUCUGCAUGGGACACGGGUGGCACUGUGUGUUAAACCACAGAGCCUAGGACUUGCCGAUCAGAAGGUCGGUGGUUCAAAUCCCGGCGACGGGGUGAGCUCCUGUUGCUCAGUCCCAGGUCCUGCCCACCUAGCAGUUCAAAAGCAUGUCAAAGUGCAAGUAAAUAAAUAGGCACCGCUCCGGCGGGAAGGUAAACGGCAUUUCCGUGCGCUGCUCUGGUUUGCCAGAAGCGGCUUAGUCAUGCUGGCCACAUGACCUGGAAGCUGUACGCCAGCUCCCUCGGCCAAUAAAGCGAGAUGAGCGCCGCAACCCCAGAGUCGGUCACGACUGGACCUAAUGGUCAGGAAUCCUUUAUCAUCUGCUUAUGAACAUGUUGGCUUCUUCUAGUUCUUUAUUGGUGUCAAACAUCAUCUCAUCCCCCACCCCAAAGUUUUUUAUUAAUAUUAGAAAAAGCACUGCCAAAUUACUCAGCUUCUUCCCCACUCAAUAAAAGAUGUUUAUGACCCUGUAAAUUCCAGCAUAUCAGAAGCUUAUUAUGUAGAGAGGAAAAGGUCAUUGUAGGGGGGGGGGGAGCAGCAAAGGGGAGGGAGGGAGGAGGUGUAAUUCUGUUGGAAGUUUCUGGCUCUGAUACUUACAGGUCAAGUUGGCUCAAGGGGGAAUAUCUUUUGGAAGUAUCUUGAUAUAGGCUGGUAAUGGGAAAGUGUGCCAGCAAUACUGAGUUUGUUUCAUCAGAUAAAUAUUUAAUAUAGAUGACUGGAGAUGAAGCGAGCACAGAAAAAGAGGUGUGUCCCAUGGGUGAUAUAUACAGUAGAACAUCUACUUACAACUGCCUCCACUUGCGGACGUUCCAAGUUGCGACCAUGGCAAACCUAGAAGUAACCAGUGGGUUUGCCACUGAUCAUGCAUGCGCAGGAGUGGCGAUUGCCGUUCACACCUGCGCAGAAACAGUGAUUGCUGUUUGCGCAUGCACAGAAGUGGGCAAUUGCCACCCACACCUGGUCACAACGGCACCUCUCCCAGUGACCCGUUUUGCCAUAAGGACGGGCCUCCGGAACGGAUUGUGGUCAUGAGUAGAGGUUCCACUGUAAUAGAGCCCUGCUACUGAGGCUCCAAUACUUUGGCCACCUCAUGAGAAGAGAAGACUCCCUGGAAAAGACCCUGAUGUUGGGAAAGAUGGAGGGCACCAGAAGAAGGGGACGGCAGAGGACAAGAUGGUUGGACAGUGUUCUCGAAGCUACCAGCAUGAGUUUGACCAAACUGUGGGAGGCAGUGGAAGACAGGAAUGCCUGGCAUGCUCUGGUCCAUGGGGUCACAAAGAGUCGGACAAGACUAAAUGACUAAACAACAACAACAACAACAACAACAAAGUUCAGGCCAUAGACCCUUCUAGUCCAGCACCCUGUCCUCACAGUGGCCAACCAGAUGCCCGAAUGAGAAGCCUGCAAGCAGAAGCUGAGCACGAAAGCACUCCUGCAAUUUCCAGCAACUGCUAUUCAGAGCCAUGCUGCCUCUGCAGUGUCAUUGUGCCAUGCCAAUAGUGUGUGUAUGGACAAUCUACAGCUAUCACUCUGAGUUUUAUUCUGGAGGCUUAAAUGAGAGAAAGGGGUGCAGGUAACUCCAAGUAGCAGGGAUUUCUGAGUUUGUGCCCCCGACUUUAUUUAUUUAUAAAAGUAUUUCUAUAUGGCCAUAUCAUUAAAAAAAUCAGGGUGGCAUACAAUGUUAAAACAUAAGAAAUCAUUAAAAUAACGUGCAGAUAAUCAUAAUUGUGACUGAUUAAUUUAAAAAGUUAAAGUUUAACAACUGCAAAGGCUUGUCAGCAUAAAAGAGCCUUCAAGAGACUCUGGAAUGCAAAAGCAAAGGUGUCUGCUGACUCUCUCUGCUGGGAGAGUUUUCCCAAAACAUGCAACUGGUGACUCAAAAUGCUCAACUACUAGCUGAGGCCAGCCAGACUUCUGUAACAUGGGAGACAACUAACAGCACUUUUCUGGAUGAUCUCUGACAUCGUGCUGGGAUGAAGGGCUCAGGUGCUCUUUAAUGUAUCCUGGACCCAAGUUGUUUAGGGCUUUGUUUCUCAACACAAAAACCCUGAGCCUGGCUGAUGGCAUAUGGGUAACCAGUUGAAGGCUCUGAGAUUACAUCCGUAAGCUCCUUUAGAACCCUUGGAUGUAACCCCAUUCAGAGUAGACGACACCCCAUCCAUCUGGCCUCAGCCUUGUCAGGAUCAAGCUGCAGUUUAUUGGCUCUUGUCCAGUACAAAUGUGCCAACGACCCCCAAAAUGUUGGCAACCCUGAUCCAGGGGAUACUUGGUGCUGCUUCUUUUAAUCUUACGGCUGGUAGAAAGUGAAAAGAGGGGUUCUAAUAAGUUCAAGGUGCAGGUGGGGAUGAAACUCUAAAUGGCAUAAGAAGAUAAGUUCAUCAGAGGGCUUUGGCAUAGUAGAUGAGCGAGCAACUGCACGUCUCGUUGCUCAGCAAACCCGUAGGCUUUAAAUACAGGAAGCAGCUGCCCUUCCAUGGUGGGAGGCUAAUGAUGGCACUGAGACAUGAAACCAGUGUAGAACAAAAUAGCAGAGUCCUAUGAUCUGCUGUGUGGGUUUAUGAGGCCUUGGAUCUGGUGAAAGCAUUAUGGCACCACUGCAGUAUCACCACUUCAAGGAGAGUCAUGCGAAACCCACAGGAGGAAUCAUUCUAUUUUCCACUCUUCAGGCUGUGAGUGAUGUUAUUUAUGUAACCAAAAUGGCACCACUCAUGACAGUGGUGGUAUCAGCAAGUUAAACAAGGAUCCACUCUUGAAGAACAAGUCCACAUGAUUGACGUUCCUUAACACGCUCACAGCCUUGCACACAGAAACCUAGCAUAUUGGGGAGGAGGGUGUUAGCUUUCCAUGUGACCGAGUAUGCGUGUCUGUGGGUUUGUGAAGGAGCAAGUUGUUCAGUGCAUCGUUCUUCAUAUCAUCAAUGAGCUGGAGGGGCAGGCAGCCUCAGAUAGAGGUUGGGAGGUUGUGUGAUUGGGCACUGAGCAAUGAAGUAAGGGGAUCCUUAGGCUCCUCAAGGGCAAGGCUUUAUGUUCUAAAUUACUGUUUUAAAGUACCAGCUAUGGAGGGUAGUAGAUCAUAAAAAUGGUGGUUGCCAGUACAGUCAGUUAAAAAUAUAGCUGAUUGAAAGUCUUUUGUUUAUAAUAAACUGGGUUCCUCGUUAUAGCUUUGCAGGGUUAGGCUAACGAGGGGAGCUUAUUCAGAUUUCCUGUAUUUUAUUUUUAUUUUACGUUUUAAUUCUGUGCUGUGGCUUCUCCCUGUCUUCCUCCAAAGGGAAAUAUGCACAAGCAAAUAAGCAAAGCAAAACAUUAUGUCAAUUCAGAACUCUCAAUUGGCCACCCUGGAGGUCGUUGACAACUCUGGAUGAUGAGGAUUAAAAUUCUUAUUCACCCUGUCAUACUUCUUUGUUCAAAAUCAGAUGUCCCUACUAAAGUAUCAAGGAUUGGAUCCCGACUUAAGGCUGCAUUCCAACAGUGCAUUAUUCUGUUUUCCUGGCAUUUCCACGUUUUAUGUGAUCUUUCACACAACGUAAAAGCCACUGUCUAGUGGAAGUGCUCAUUUCCAUGUUGUUUCCAGAGGGGGAAAUAUGUAUUUGCAACCCAGAAAAUAAUGGGAGUUUUGUAUUGUAACUUCAUGUGAUGAAAUAUGGACUGGUAUCCUGGCAUACAGUUCUUUCCCACCAUUCAAAAUUUAGUGUGACAUGGUAGUAUAUUGAUUUAAAAAGCCAGUUUCAUAAUGCAACAGGUACUGCAGCUUUAAAAACAACAACAUUAGUAACUGGGGCAGAAGUGCUAGCUUUAUUAGUAAAACUAGUAACCAGGGGAAUGAAGAUAUUCCUGGGCUUGGCUUAGUGUUGCAUGCAAAUGAGGCAAGUGGGAGCCAGAGAGCAUUGAAGCAUUUCCACCACCUCCCUUGCAAGGAACAAAUCCUACAUUCUGAAAUAGUCAGGUGAGGUAGGUCACUUGACAUAGCACAAUCCUUCGUAACAGCCAUGAGAUUGUGAAACUCACUCCUAUGGAGAUGUUUCCUAGACUCCCACAUAAUUAGAAUUUGGGUGAGGAAGUAAAUAAAAAGGUAAAGGUACCCCUGACCGUUAGGUCCCAUCGUGGACGACUCUGGGGUUGCACGCUCAUCUCCCUCUAUAGGCCAAGGGAGCUGGUGUUUGUCCGCAGACAGCUUCUGGGUCAUAUGGCCAGCAUGACUAAGCCGCUUCUGGUGAACCAGAGCAGUGCACAGAAAUGCCGUUUACCUUCCCGCCGGAGCGGUACCUAUUUAUCUACUUGCACUUUGAUGUGCUUUCAAACUGCUAGGUGGGCAGGAGCUGGGACCGAACAACGGGAGCUCACCCCGUCAUGGGGAUUCGAACCGCCAACCUUCUGAUUGGCAAGCCCUAGGCUCUGUGGUUUAGACCACAGCACCACCCACGUCCCUUGAGGAAGUAAAUACCAGUACACAAAUCAUGAAGGGAAAGGAUCCACAAAAUCCACCCAUUGACCCCUAUUUUAGCCAAAUCAUGAUCUUCAUAGUCCGGGGGCGGGGGGAGAGAAUGUGUGGUAAGAAUGUACUUCUGACUUGGACAUUGUCGCCAGCUUUGAUCUGAGUGAACAGGGUUGUUCUUUAUCAAAUACAAGGCAGCCAGAGCAACUGCUGACAUUAGCUGCAGUGUUAGAAAUCGUAACUUUAAGAACUUGUGCUGAGCUUGCUUUUCCCUCUUCUGUCCUCCUCUUUCUUCCUUGUGGGUCAUGUCUUUUUUGAUUGUGAGCCUGAAGGCAGAGAUCAUCUCCAGCACUAGAUUUUGUAAGCUGCAUUGAGACCCUUUUUACUAAAGAGAGGGGGUGUAAAAAUGGUAAAAUAAUAAUAAAUGAAAACUGUAGCUAAAUGCGCCCAGUAUUGCUCUGCUCCCUUUUAAUUAGGGUAAAUAUGCUGCUAUGUGAAAGCACCUUCUGAUUACCAUGGAAUUAAGCCCCACUGAGUUCAGUGAGACUUACUCCCCAGUAAAUGUGCCUAGGCUUGCAGCCUUAGUGAUUUAUUUCUGUUCUAGAGGUCUCUGCUGCUGUUUCUGUUGCUGCCACUGCGGCAGUUUUCUCAUUAUUUGUGGCCUUAUUGGUUUCUGUUUAUUUAUUUUUUAUACGAGUUGUCGUAUUGCCAAUUGAUUGUGCUUUAAAAUUGUUUUAUAUCAAUGAUAGCCACCUUGUAGACCCCUUGUGGGUACUGGCGCGGGGGGGGGGGGGGAUAUAAAUGAUUUAAAAUAAUAAGUAAGUUGAAUGCAGAGACCACACACAAGCUUUGCUUUAAGGCAUAAAACCAAGUGCAGUGUCAGAAUGGAUCUGGCGUAUUAGGGAUCACCAACAGGGUUCCCACAAGCACCAAUGCACCCACUAGUACCUGCUAUGGUACUCCUGAAAGGACUCACUUCGCCACACCUAUCUCUGAUUCACUUAAGAAUGUUGUGGAACAGUUUUACAUCUGAUGCCAAAAAUGCAGCAGGAGGAGGUGGUGGUGAUGGUUGUUUUUUUGUGGAGAGAAGGAGGAGAGAACAGGAGGAUGAGAUGAAAGUUUUGGAAAUGCUGAUCAGGUAGUAAAUUGCUUCUAAGAGGAGAUGGGUUUGGCGUGACCUUCAGCCAGCUCUUAGUAAGUGGAUUAUUCCAGCUCUGUAUUAAAAAAAAGAAAGAAAGAAAUGGGGGGGGGGGAGAGGAGGAUGACGAAAAAACAACCAAACAAGCGUGACAUUGACUCUAGUGUUGUCUGCUCUGACAGCCUGGCCUCCUUUUAUGAGUCAGACCUAAUUAUUUGCUGCUGAGAUGAUUUUAUUGUGCAAGUAAAGUAAGGCAAGAGAAAUCACCUGUCAGGAAGAUGGCCCAGAGCCAGAAUGGGAUCAGACCACUAAAAGUUAGGAGCUGCUCCAUCUUCUUCCCUGCUCCAGCUGCUGCUCAGUGAUGCUGUUAGGGCAGGACUCUGUGGCAGAAGACCAGGGCCCCACUCAGCAGCAUGAGCAGAAGAUGCCCCAAACAGAGAAGGGCUGGCUUGCUGCAUUUUGCCCCAGCAGGACUGUCCCCUUGAUGUUCAUAAGCAUGCCAGAAGCAUCUGGAUUGGCAAUGUGGGAGGCAGAGUGCUGGGCCAGAUUAACAUGUGGGUCUUAUUCAGGAGAGGUCUUCUUAUGUCCCUGAGUGAUAAGCCUGCCUAGAAUGGGAUGCCGUGUAGCAAAUUUCCUAUAGGAUUUCCUGCAUAAGCAGGAGGUUGGGCUAUAUGGCCUUUGAGUUAAUUUUCAACUCAGUGAUUCUACUUAUAGCUAAAUUGUUUAAAUUCAAGCCACACUUCAUGUCUAACAGACACACAUCCAGGAAACUUGGUCAGCAAGUCCCUGACCUUUCUAAGUCAUUGGUCCCUUUUAGAUUUUUGAAUAAGUCUCUUGGGUCACUUCUCCAUUUGAGUCCCCAUUCUCUACGCCAGAUCAGUAGCACAGACAGAAAGAGAGAAAGCACACACACACACCACCCUUCAUCUCAUUUUCCCAUGGGAUCUGGGUAAAAGUUGGAUCCAGCCAAAUUAAUCUUAGCCUUGAAAAGCACAUAAAGCUGAAAGAGGAAGUAGGGAAGGGUGUUGCUCUUCUAUCUUCCUCCUUCAGCUCUAUGCACUUCUUAAGGGAGAAAAGGGAAACAAUGACAAGUGGAGCAGUGAGUGAGUUAAGUGUGUUGUGUUCGUAGGCAGGCUCAGAGACUUCAUACAUGCCUGGAGAAGUUCUCAAGGACACCGUUCUGUCCACAGGCACCACACUGGCAUUCCUUUGUAUGGGCUACAUGCCCAGUUUUCACAAUGUUCUACAUGGAAGUGGCUUUUCAAGUAGGGCAUUUUGUUCUGUGCAAAGGACUCCCUCCAACCCUUCAGGCUUCCUCAUUGUCAGCCUGACUUCUCCUGGUUGCUUCAGAAGCUGAAAGAAAGAAAUCCAGCCACUGCAGUGUUAAAUGCAGUAAAUCACGCAAGUAGGAGGCUGACCCAGCAGCAAAGGAGGCAAUGCUAGGAAUAGAAAAACAUUGACGUGAGCAUGUGUCGAAAAAGCCACCGGCUGACAGAUCAGGCUGUGGGUGGCACAGAGCAGAUGGUACCUCUUGGGUGAUGCUGGGGAAGCUGAAUAAUAAGCAGGGAGGGGUAGCAAUGGGGGCCACGAUGCCAUUCUUCUUAACCCACCUAACUCAACUCAGUAGCAAAAGACAGCCCCCCCCAGGCCCCCCAGAAGAGCUUGUAGUCAAAGAUCUGGCUUCAGCCUAGUUUUCCUGGGGUUUGCAUAUUCCAGUUCUGAAUUUUUCUUUCAACACACUUCUGAUUUUUCUUCAAUUGUUGUGUUUAAUUCCUUUAUUUUUCGUGGUAUCAAGCAACAACCCCCAAGGUUUCACGCUGAUCUAAUUUCUUUCCCCCUUCAUGCCCUCUGGCCUGUGCGGUGGUUGGAAGAUGGAGUAUUUAAUUUUUCUCUGACGGCCUCUCCUUCGUGGACUCGUCACUUAUGUUAGAUGCUCCCGUGCCCUUGGAGUCUCCUGUUCCCCAGAGGGCAAACUCCAUGCCCCCCAGGCUUUGAACUUUAUCCUUCCUCUGCAGCAUUUCCCUCCAGUUCUCUGUCCCCUUGAGGGAGCAUAUUGCUAAUGAGCAUCCCAACAGUCCCUGGUGGCACCCACCAUUCCCCCCUGUUCUUCUUAAAAACCUGUGCAGGCUUUAUUGUGUGCUCAUUAGUGUGGCAGUGCCUUGGGGCAAAGUAUACAUUGCCUUUUGCUGUGACAAGAAACAAGGUCAAAUUCUUGCAACUUCUCUUCUCCUCAGGCAGGUAAGCAGUCCCUGGUGGCUCCAGAAACCAAUGUGUAGAUGCUUCCCCCACCCCAGAUAUUAAAGCUGAGAGACCCAUAACUCUACUCCCUCCAAUCCAGCACUGAUAAGGAUUGUCAGUGCAGAGGAGCCAUAGCUUAGUGCUUAGAACAUAUGUUUUGCAUGAAGAAGACCCCAGUUAAAUUCCUGACAUUUCUAGCUAGGGCUGCCAUAGAAUUGUUGAGUUGAAAGGAACCCCAAGAGUCAUCUAGCCAAGCCCCUCUCAGUCUUCUGUUCUCCAGGCUAGGUAAGGUAAAGGUAAAGGUACCCCUGCCCGUACAGGCCAGUCGUGACCGACUCUGGGGUUGCGCGCCCAUCUCGCUUAAGAGGCCGGGGGCCAGCGCUGUCCGGAGACACUUCCGGGUCACGUGACCACCCCUUGUCUAUCUUUUGUAACCUGGCUGGAUUACCAUUUUCUUGACUCAGCAACCUUUCCCUAGAGCAAGGAAGGGAAAUCUCAUACCUGAUGGAGUGGAACAGAUCCACCCUCUGGGACUCGCUGUCUGGCCCCUGGGGCUUCCUCCAUGCAAUGUGCCUCACCAACCCUGCUUCAUAUGGACAGAUAGGGAUGUGUGAGUGUAGAAGGUAGCUUACUGUGAAAAAGGGAAAAGUUACAUUAUUUGGCUUCCCAUUCUUUUGCCUCUGCCCCCACCCAUCCCUGGCAUGUCUCUGCUGGAAGCUUGCCAAGUAGGGACUGUGGCCCUCAGGCUGGAAAAUCUUCCCUACCCUGAACCUAGAACUAAAUCCAAGCCACGCAGUUCUAGUAUCAGUGGAAAUGGGCAACCCAGCCAUGAUGCAUUAUAAACAUUCAUAGAACUGCAGCACUGUAGAGUUGGAAGGCGCCAGAGGGUCAUCUAGCCCAGCACCCUGCAAUGCGGCAAUAUGCAGCUGUCCCAUAUGGGGAUCAAACCUGUGACCUUGGUUUUAUCAGCACCUUACUCAUCUAACUGAGCUGUAGUGGGGAGGAUGUAGUGGGGAGAUCAUACAUGACAGAGGGCCAUCCAACCUCUGCUUAAAAACCUCCAAGGAAGGAGAGUCCAUCAACUCUCAUGGGAGACCCGUUACACUUUCAAAAAGCUAUUACCAUCAGAAUGUUCUUCCUGAAGUUUAGUCAGAAUCUGCUUUCUUGUAACUUGAAUCCUUUGGUUUGAGUCCCUCCCUCCAAAGCAAGAGAAAACGAGCUUGCUCCAUAUUCCAUGGGACAGCCCUUAAGAUAUUUGAAGAUGACUAUCAUAUCUCCUCUCAGUCUCCUCUUUUCCAGGUUAAAUAUACCCAAUUCCCUCAACCAUUCCUCAUAAGGCUUUGUUUCCGUUCAUUACCCUUUUCCACCUCCUAUGUAAUAAUAUAAGGAAUCAGCAGCUAUCCAGUUUUAACUUGGAUCCUUGUGGCUGUUUAGUUCCUUUUUUGAUUGGCUUCAGAAGGGCCAGGUGUUCCUGACCAUCUUGCUGGAGUACAAAUCAAUGCUAAGGUGGGAUAGUUUCUGGAAACUCCCCACGAAACCUAAUUGCUUCCCCAAACUCCUGCUUCCUUGUUGUUGCACUUAUUUCUGGGCAUGCUGACAAAGCAAAACAGUGAAAUAUUUGCCAUGUCACAAUCAAUUUGCAUUUACUUACUGUGGCAGCAUAUUUUUUAUUUGUAGUCAGAUUUUCCUUGCCAUCCACAGCAAAUGCCCAUCCUUAGGGAAAAGGUUGUAGCUCAUGUGUUGGGCAACCUGCUUUGCAUGCAGAAGGUCCCAGGUUCAGCAUCACUGAGCAGGAUUCAACCAGUGUGCCUUGGCACCAUGGGGUACCUUGAAAGAUGGUCAUGGGUGCUGUGGGAAACACUGGCCUGUCCCUCUUUCCUUCCCUCCUUCUUCUGAUGCCCUCUCAUGUCUCUGCCUUCAAAAGGCUCACACAGCUAUUUUUUGCAGCAGCCCUGGCUACAAGCUGCACAGGCAAACGGUACCUCUGCAGCUGGCCAGGGGGUGCUGGUUGCCAGGAGCUGAGGCGGUCUCGGAGUAAGCAAGCAAGCAGGCGAGAGAGCCCAGCCUGCCAAUCCCCCAGCCCUUGCUGCUGGGAAUGGACAGACAAGUCCAGGGGUAGCAGCAGCAGCUACCCGGAGGACUCCCAAGGAGAGGAGGCUGAGUGGGUGUUCAAAAAAGGGUGAGGGGCUGCCAGCUCUGCAGGCAAGGGAUGACAUAACUGGGUUCCUGAGCCCCACAGGGGAGCUGCAGAAAAAAUGUAGUUGGUCAAAAAGGUCGAAAGCUUCUGCUCUAGAUGGACAGAAGGUACGGCUCGGUAAAAUGUAUUUCCCUAUGUUUAUAUGUAACAGAAAGAAAAAGUGUGCUAUUUUAUGCCUCUAGGGUAAAUUGAAGUGGCUACUUUUUUCCCAGCACCCAAAGGAAGAACCACAUGAAUUUAGGCGGGUUAUUUUUUCCUUUUUGAGGGAGUGGAGGGGGAGCAGAGGAGGAGUGGUACUGGGAAAUGAAAACAACUGGGGAAGGGCAGAGAAGGGCCAGUGUGCAUUUUUGGGAAGUGGGAAGCUUUAUCUCAGAUGCUGAAGUUUUGAAAGAGAAAAUUAAAAUAUUUUCUGUGAAGUCAAACAGAUUGACUUUCAUGGAAUCAUCAUUCAAAUUAACAUGCAUUGUCAGAAGUGUGCAGCCUUGUUUAGAUUUCCUGUGUUCAUUUUGUUUAAAAUUUGUAUGUGGAAUUGACUUUACUUCACUGGAGUGGUCUAAUCAGAGGAAAGAGGGACUCAACUGGCUUUUGGGGUGCUGGGUAGGGGCUCGCUCACUUCCUUUUAGGAAAAUAUAUAAGUUUGUGUUCAUUGUUAGUGCUUCUGAAAGUGGACCCAAUGAAAUUAAUAGAAGUAAAUUGAUCAUGUAUAUUGAUUUCAAAGGGUGUUUUCCUAGUAGGACUAACAGAUACAACCCACAGUACUUAACACACCUGUCUGCAGCACAUGUAUGAAUGGAUGCUAUUAUUCCUUUGUUAGGGGCAGAACACACGCAUAUAUAAAAUGUAGCCUUGUAUCUUUUUGAAUUAUUAUUGACACCAAAGCACAUAGCUGAAGUACUGGGAGCAGGGAGAUGGCAGUGAACUGUGAUUUGAACAGGCAUUUCAAGCGACACUGAUUAUUUUUAUAUACAGUUUGUAAUGGUUGAUUCAACAUUAAUCUUCCCAAAUAUUUUAACUUCUCUAAAAAUAAAUCUGUCAGUUUAGAUAAUAGGCAGAGAGGAUAGAAUAUGGAACUCAGUCUAGAUGGGCAACAAGCCAUUGUGUCACUGAAGGGCUUUGGGCAAGUGGCCACUCUAAAAAUGAGGAUAACUAAGACCUACUUGACAGGGUUGUCAUUAGGAGAAAGACAAAUGAAAAAGUGAUGUUGCCCACUCUGUGCCUUGGGAUACCAUCUAUAGAUUAGUUCACUUGUCCGUCUUCAUUCAGAGGACUCAGGAAGGUAUGACCUUCUUGCAAAACUUGGGAUUCGCUGCUGCAGAAUAAGGGCACUGGGAUUCAUAUCACUAUCAUGGACUUUAUGUGAAUUCCCUUGUGACGCCUGCCUAUUGCCAGUGGUUAAGUUGUCAAAAUCCGUAUGGGUCUGGUUCAGGAUACAAUUUGCCCAGCUUGCAAAUGUUUUGGGGUAUCACAAAUCUAAUGUUGUUUCCUUGGAAAGUUCUUGUCCAACCUAUAGUCUGGAAUGAGAUUUUGUUCAUCUGUGACCAGUCAGUUCACCCAUGAAACACUAAUCAAUACUCAGACAGAGCUGUACAAACAAACUUGAAAGCUGUUUCUCAAAGAUUGUGAAAUGGUAUAGUCCAUGGAUAGGGAACCUAUGGUCCUCCAUAUAUAUAUUUUUUUUGGGGGGGGGGUUGUAGCCAACUUUAUUCUACUCUACCAUUGAAACUACAGGGCCUAAGUUAAUCAUGUCCAUAAUUUUCAGUGUGUCUCGACUCCAACCCCCAUCAUCCAUAACCAUUGGCUAUGCUGGCUAGUGGCUGAUGGGUGUUGGAGUCCAACAACAUUUGGAGAACUGCUGGUUCCUUGGAUCAAGUGUAGUCCCUGAAAUACAGGCACAGAGCACUGCUCAGAAAACUCACAUUCCUUGGUUGAAAAAUCCUAGAUUCAUCCUCUCACCCCUUGCGCAAUGUUCAGUUUAAUUCUGUCAAGUGAAUGGUUUCCUCCACAUCUAGGGGAUGUCUAGUUCUUACUAUGGGAUGAAUCAAUACAUAUCAAAAUAAUAUAUUUCCUUCUCCUCUCCUCCUCUCCUUCUUUUGCCUCCCCUUUCUCCAGCCCUCAAACCUUUUAGCUCUAGCCCUGGAAAUGUGCCUGUGUAUCUCUCCAGUGGCGUAAGAUGUGGUGAAGUUGCACAAUAUUUCCCCUUUGUGUUCCUCCACAAGCUAUUUCCCCAGUGGUCUGCCUUUCCUGCCUGGACUUGGAACCUCACCUUUGUUGUGUUCCUGUGUUGUCGCUUAGGGAAUUUGCCCGUUGGAAGGUGAGGAACACAGCCAUCGAGCGGAGAGACCUGCUCCGCAAUCCCGUCCCCCUGAUGCCUGAGUUCCAGAGGAGCAUCCGCCUGCUGGGCAGGAGGCCCACGACACAGCAGUUCAUUGAUACCAUCAUCAAAAAGUACGGCACACACAUACUCAUCUCUGCUACUUUGGGAGGUAGGUGGCAGUGAGGUUUGUACCUUUCCCACAAGGGUUUGGGGUAGGGGGUUGGUGAGUAAGGAUGGGGGAGGAUAUUGGUUGUGUUUGCAUUCCAAAGUGAACUUAGCUGAUUUUGCAUUUCCUCAACAUAUGCACAAAACAAAACACAGGUAUCCUAAGAAAUUCACACUCUUCCAGGCUUUGCAGCUCAGUUUUCCAACCAAAUGAUGUGUCUAUUAAAGGAAAGUGUGUAUAAUUAGUGAAAAUAACAAACAGAAAGGAAUGUUACCAGCAAAAAAAGAAGAAAAUUUAUAUAGUAGUCAAAACUUUAUACACAGUGUCCAUAAGCAGGGAAAACUGCACUUAUGAUUAAUUUUUAUGAGAAUACUGUUGUUUGUUUGUUUGUUUGUUUGUUUUUUAAAAAAACACAUAUUCAAGGGUGAGGGACCCACUGAGUUGGUCUGCCCUAGAAGACUGGUGGAAUCCUGAAUGCUCUGGGGGAUUUUUCAGCCGACAUGGCUGACACUCUUGUUGAGUCUCUUGUCUCACUGUGGAAUGGUGAAAUGUGUGGAGUCAUUGACACAAUUGCUCCUGAGUGCACUCAUCAUUGCUUUGGAGCACAUGGGUCUCCUUGAUAUUCCUGUGACCUGCAUGCCAUGAAGCAGGAGGGUUGGUAGUAGAGUGCAGGUGGUAUAGGACCCUGUCUAAACCUGACAAACAUGAGUGAGGCUGCUUCACCGUGUCUACCACGUGGCAGUGUUGGCAGCAAAGCAAGCCUACUUCUCUGUCACCAUUGCAUCCCCAAUUAGCUGUCUUUGUCACCCUUGUUAGUGACAUUUAUUGAGAGAGAGAGAGAGAGAGAGAGAGAGGUGAGAGUAUAACCCUGCUCAUUCUCAAUUUCUCAAUGGCUUUUGAUGUUGUUGACCACAGUAUCCUUCUGGAGCAUCUCAGGGAGGUGGGUGUUGGGGUCACUGUGCUUCUUCUUCCACUCCCAGGGCCAUUUGCAGCAAGCAGUUAUAGGAGGCUUCUGCUCAGCACCAUGGGAAUUCUGCAGUGUCCUACAAGGCUUUUCAUUUAGAGAAAAUGUGGGUUAGAAGUGACAUGCUAGACGUUUUUUAAAAUUAUGCAUGGCAUGGAGAAAGUGGGCAGAGAAAAGUUUUUCUGCUUCUCUUAUAACACUGGAUUCUGGAAGAUUCAGGACAAGCAGAAAGAAAGUACUUCAUCACUCAGAGCAUAGUUAAACUAUGGAACUCACUCCUGCAGGAGAUAGUGGUAGCCACCAACUCAAAUGGCUUUAAAAGAGAUUAGAUGGAUUCAUGGAGGAGAAGGCUAUUGAGUGAUGUGCUGCUUUGCUGAGAGAUAUUGAUACUUCUGAAUACCAGUUCCUGCAAACCACAGAAGAGGAAAGGACCCUUGUGCUCAAGUCCUGCUUAUUGACUUCCCACAGGCAUUUGUGUGGUCAUUGUGGGAACAAUAUGCUUCACUAGGUGACCUGAUCAAGCAGGUUGUUCUUAUGUUCUUAAGUGGUUUGUCUCACUCCAGCCAACUCAUCCUGUGCAUAUCUACUCAGAAGUAAACUCUGUUGAGUUCAAUGGGACUUUCUUCCAGGUAAACAUGUAUAACAAGGCUGGGGAACCUUGCUUAGACUGAGGGCCAUAUUCACAUAUGUGCAGCCUUUUGAGGAGCCCUCAUGCUGCUGUUGGCAAGGGCCAGAGGCAGAAACAAGCAGAACAAUGAAUCUGACUCUUAACUUUGAACACGAAGUUAUAUUCCAGCCAUGCAAAACCCAGAGGUUUCUUCACACAUAGAAACACCCCUCUCCAUUCAUGCAAGCAAGAGGCACUAUUGCAGCACAAGGGCACAUUCCAGCCAUGCAAAAGCACUCAAGGGUGUGCCCUGUGGGAAGCAGGUGUGGCCUGUGGAGAGUCCUGAGGGGUAAACAGAGAAGCCUGAGGUUCCCUAUCCCUAUUGUUUAGAUUGUUGCUUCAGGCUUCAAUUCAGUUCACACUUGCCUGAGAUUAAACUGCAUUGAACACAGUGGCACUUUUCUGAACAAACAAGCAGAUGAUCUGACUGCGUGCCUUGAAUUUACAUGAGGAGGGACUAGGGUUUGCUUCUUCAUUUCACCUCCUACAACCAGCCAAUUUUCUUUCCUUUUCCUUUUUUUCUUUCUUUCUUUUUAUCUCCCUGGAAAUUCCAAAUAACACAGACCUUUUGACGGUGAAAUAUAUUUUUAAUUUUGUUCAGGCGCGAUGGUGAAUUAUUCACCUUGGCUUGUUCGUGCUCCUGAUUUUAUGACACAACACUUUAAAAUAUGCACAGGCUUGUAACGAGAGCUGGCGAUGGACAACGGAGCUAAGCGUUCCAUCAGCCCCCAGCACAGAGCGCAUGGGGAGGGAGAGCCGCCAGGGAAAGGCGCAAGAGGAAUGAAAGAUUCGUCUUGAUGGCAGUAAAGAGGAGGAUGAGGCAAAGGGACCCUCUGGGGAGCAUGCAUUGUUUAUGAGCAGAAGUAUUUUCCUAUUUGGAGACUUCAGGUUCACACACACACAUACACACACACACACACACACUUCCCCGAUUCAACCAGAAUAUUCAUACAACCUAUCAUCUCUUGACAUUUGAUAGCUCCUCUUUCUCAUUGGGAUAAUGCAGACAAUGUACUUACCCCAAAAGAGCUUGAAAACCACAACACUGGAAGGCAUUCCAGUGCCAGCUUCUUAGUGCUGAUGGGUACUAAUGAAGCCCUAAGUGUGCACAUUAUUCUUUCUUUCUCAAGUCAUAAGUCUUGUGCCAUCCUUUGUUAGGGUGUAACAUGGGGAGUUGCGUGGUUGAGUGCUCCUCUGUGUCUCAUUGCCCUCGUUGGUGUACGGAACAUUGUGCUAUGCUGGUGCUGUGCUCAGACCAGGGAGAUCCAGGUUCACGUCCCCGCUUGGCUGGGGAGCUCACUGGUUGACCUUGAACCACUCAGCCUAACCUACUUCAUAGGGUCGUUCUGAGGAUAAAAUAGGGGUUGAGCCAUGUAUGCCAUCUUGGAUGAAAGGUUGGAUAUAAUGUGAUGAAUAAAGAAACUCUUGGAAAUUGAAAACCAUUUGCCCAUGAUAAAGGUUCACACCUAGCAUGUUCACUGACCUAUUGGCUUUCUAUGUACAGAGUGGGGGUUUUGGGGGGCGGGGGUGGGGGCGGGGGGGUGUUGUUUGGGAUGUUGGAAUAUACUCAGUGAGUAAUUAUUUUUUGUAAACACUAUAUAGCCCCAACGUAAUAUUACUGUUCAUCAUGUCAAAGAGAAGUGCAGACUUUGAACACUUUUACCCAACAUGAAACUUUUCUGUGUGGAUUCUUUUGUUGUGUGUGUGGAGGGGUGAGGGGGGUGGAUUUGGAAGAGCAUAGCAUCAUAGAAAUCCUCACCUGCAUGCAACCACAUGUUGUAUGAUGCAACCACACUUGGAAAACCGAAUACACUUUUGUUCACCACUGGAGUACAAUAUUACAACUGAUCAAAUGAUUGGAGCAACUCUCUUAUGAAUAAAUGUUAUGACAUUUGGGGCAUUUUAGCUCAGAAGAAAGUGAUUAAGGUGGGGAGACAUGUAUAAAGAUGAAGGGAGGGAAACUGGUGUAUAAAGUUUGCAUGGGGUGGAGAAAGUGGAUAGGCGUAGAGGAUUUUCUCCCUUUCACAUAAUGCUAGAAACAAAGUCAUCCAAUGAAGUGGAAUAGUAAAAGAACAAGGCAGGUAAAAGGAAGUACUUAUUUGCACACCUUAAAGCAAAUCCCAUAGUACAGUUUUAAAAGGGGAUUAAACAAAUUCACAAAUUCAGUGGCUACUAGCAAUGAUGACUAUACAGUGUCUUCAUGUUUCUGAGUACUGGGUGCUGAGAAUUUCAAGAGGGAUGCAACCGUUGUGCUUGUGUCCUGCUUGGGGGGCUUCCCAAAGGCAUCUGGCUGUCCACUGUGGGAACAGAGUGCUGGGCUAGAUAGGAUGUGGUGAGGAACAGGAGCCAAAUACAGCCCUCUAAGCCUUUCUGUCUGUUCUUUGGGACUUCCCCAGUCCACACCCCCUUUUCCUAGGCCACACUGGCCUCCAGCCCUGCUUUGUAGCCUUCUUGAAAAUUUUCCCCUGCCUGGGAUGUGUUCUUGCUUGUCGGGGUGGGGUGGGGGUGGGGGGAGGAGAGAGAGAACUAGCCAAAUGUAGGUGCAUUAUUUGUUCCACCUACUUUUUGUCUAUGGUCCCACCCACCACUGUCAGGAAGCUUGCCCUGGAGGAAAUGUGGGCCUUGGGCUGAAAAAGGUCACCACAUCUGAGACAGACCUUGGGUCUGAUCCAACAGAGAUCAUCUAGUGUUCUUAGGUGCUACUGAAAAGACAGUCUCCUCAGAGAUAAGAACUAAGCCUCUAAGUUCUACAGUGAGUAAUCUCUCACUGUUUUGCUGCCUUUGCAUCAAAAUGGUGUCCACAGUUGCGACCAAAACAGUAACAUUCAGGUGGAAGAGGGUAGUAUCUUCUGACUAGUGGAAAUACCAAGAUUUGCAAAAGUACAAAUGUAGGAACAAAAGAAGCGGCCAUGUGAGUCAUACCAUUGGUCCAUCUAGCUUGGUAUUGUCUACACUGACUGACAGAGGCUCUCUAAGAUUUCAGUCCAGCCCUUCUUAGAGAUGCUGAUGCUCUACCACUGAGCUCAACCUGGAGGUGAGUUCUACCUCAGAUCUAAUUUUUCACACUGAGGAUCACUGAGGACCUGCAGAUCAACACACCAUUACCUAUGACUGACAUCUCAUCUCUCUGAAACUCAUCAGUGAAAUAGCUUGCCCUAAACUGGUUUCUGAAGCAGGGAGUCAUCUGUCUAUCUUGAUAACCAGAUAAAAUUGGGGUGGGGAGGCAGAAUGCAAAAGUGAUACACUUUCAAGAAGAAGAAGAAGAGUUUGGAUUUGAUAUUCCGCCUUUCACUCCCUUUAAGGAGUCUCAAAGCGGCUAACAUUCUCCUUUCCCUUCCUCCCCCACAACAAACACUCUGUGAGGUGAGUGGAGCUGAGAGACUUCAAAGAAGUGUGACUAGCCCAAGGUCACCCAGCAGCUGCAUGUGGAGGAGCGGAGACGCGAACCCGUUUCUCCAGAUUAUGAGACUACCGCUCUUAAUCACUACACCACACUGGCUCUACACCACAAGAGCACUUUUGCCCAUUCUGAUAUGCUUCAGACAUUGUUGGACUCUAAGCAGCCACAGGAAGCAUGGUCAACGGUCAGGGAUCAUAGAAUCUUAGAGUUGGAAGGUACCCCAAGGGACAUCUAGUCCAACCCCUACAAUGCAAGAAUUUCAGCUAAAGAGUCCAUGACAGAUGGCCAUCUAUCCUCUCUUUAAAAACCUCCAAGGAAAGAGAAUCCAUCACCUCUCAUAGGAGUCUGUGCCACUGCUGAACAGCUCUUACUGUCAGAAAGUUUUUCCAAAUGUUUAGAUGGAAUCCCAUUUUUUGAAACUUGAAGCCAUUGGUUCAAGUCCUACCCUCCAGAGCAGGAGAAAGCAAGCUCUCUCCUCCAUGUGACAGCCCUUAAUAUAGUUGAAGGUGGCUAUCAUAUCUCCUCUCAGUCUCCUCUUUUCCAGGUAACAUACUCAGCUCCUUCAAGCACUCCUCGUAAGGCUUAGUUUCCAAAUCCUUGAUCAUCUUGGUUGCCCUCCUCUGCACCCACUCCAACUUGUCAACAUCCUUCUUAAAUUGUGGUGCCCAGAAUUGAACACAGUAUUCCAGGUGUGGUCUGACUAAGGCAGAAUAGGAUGAUAGUUGUAGUUGAAGAAUAGCACAGCUUCCCCUUCUCUGUCUUAUAUGUUCACAUUCUCCAUAUCAGGAUUCCAACACCUCAUUCUGUUACAUGAGUAGACCAGAUGCCUAUACAAGUCUAACAGCUCUAGGUUAGAUUACUGCAACAUGUUGCAUGUAGGACUGCCUCUGAAGACUGUCCAGAAACUUGAGAUGGUGCAGAAUUCAGCAGCCUGGUUGCUCGCCAGGACAAGAAAGAACAUACAAAUCCAAUCCUGGCCUGACAGCAGUGUCUGCUAAUUAGGUUCCAGGCCCAAUUCAAAGUGCUGGUUUUGAGGUCAAAACCAUAAACCUUAAACAGCUCAGGACCACAAUACCUCAAGGACCACCUCUCCCCAACCUGGACCCUCCAAUCAUCAUCAGAGGCCCUUCUUCGUGUGCUUCCUCUGCAUGAGGUCUGGAGAGCACAACAUUAGAACAGGCCUUUUCUGUGGUGGCUACCGGUUUGUGGAAUGUUCUCCCCAGGGAGGCUCACCUGGCAUCUAAAGUUAUGUAAUAUUCUUUUCCCCCCAGACCUUUGGCUAACUAAAUAAUCUAGGACCUUUAAACUAUGGGCAGAGGCAGGGGGGUAUAUUGUUAUUGUUCGUUACUAUGGUAUGGUAUUUGGGGGGGGGGUAUUGUAAAUUGCCCUGUGAUUUUCAGAUGAAGGGCUUUAUAGAAAUUUAAUAAAUAAUAAUAAUAUUUAUGCUGAUGAUGACGUCAGUUCUCAAGAGAAUGUAUGGAGUGCCAGCACUGGACAUCUUCUGUUUGGGCUGAUAUGAGCUGAGAUAAGCCUCCAGUGUUUGAUCUGUGACAGCAUCUUUGUGUAUGCAUGUCAUAACUUGAUGGUAAGCCUGGUUCUCCUGGUCUUCUGGUGGGGCUCAAACCUAAUCAGAAAAUCAAGGAAUGUAGAAAUGUGCACAGCCAUGGUCUUAUCCUCUGUUGCCAUCUGCUUAACACCUGAGUUCUGGAAACACCUAGAGUCCAGUCCCUGAUGUAGACCAAUGGACUAAAUUAGAGAUUGUGUUAAUUGUGUGGAUGCAAUUAAUGUGCUUUUUUCUUUCCUUGUGCAGAUAGUGGCUGAGGGGAAGCCUGAGCAACCACAGGACCAUGGAUGUGUGUGUGUGGAGGGUCAUUUUUCAGCCAAAAUAAGACUCCCUUAGUAGCUUAGAAGAAUCUGUAAUAACAUGGUUGCAGCAUUUAGGCUCAUGCUCUAAAAGACAUGACAGAAAAGGAAGGGGAGAUUGGGAGGGAGAAGGAAAAACAACCUCACUAAGAUCUCUUCCAGCCUGUUGCUAUUUUCAAGUGGGAUUUAAUCACAAAAUGGGAUUUAAUCACAAAGCCGAAUUGCACAAUUAUAGGUGAUUGGAAGGUCUUGUGCAACAACCAUACUUUUUCGAAAGAUUAGACUUCUGGGGAUAAGGAGAGCGGCUGGAAAAUGCACUGAGAAGUGUGGGACAACACUUGCUUUGAUGCAACAUCAUCCAACCUCCCUGUAUACAGAUAAGAAAGAAAAGUAAUUAAAUCGCCAACACCAUCUAAUCUCCUUGAAUGGAUGAAAGUUCAAUAAACAGGACACCUGGAAGCAUCUUAAAACACUAGCUCUUAAUUGCAGAAGUCUUCGAAUUGUUCUUUAAGUUCCAUGGUCAUGGCAAAUAUCACCUCUCUGAGGCUGCUACUUGCAUAUCAAGGAAACCUCUUUAUUGGCAGCAACAAAGGCUUCCCAGAAGCGGAAAGUGUGCAACAAGAUUAGGGAGGUCUCAUUUGUUGCAGCAUGUCUGGCCCUCCCAGCCUAAUUCUGAUCUGUCCCAGUGCCAAUCCCUUUGUCCCAGUGCCAGUAAAAGGCCCUGUCCUCUUUUUGUUUCUGUACAAAAGAAGAAGUAGAAGUAAAGAGAGAAUGUGCUAGGCAGUUCCUUGGAAAUUCAUCUGCUUGAGGAUGGAGUGGGCAGAGCUGAAAGCUAAUUUUCAGGGAAUGCCCUGAAGGGAAGAUGACUUUGAACACUGCGUCUGCUUAAUAAAUGAGAAAUUAGGACUUAAUAAUGCAGAAAAAAUCUAUUAACCCUUCUUGAUUACUGUUGCUGGCUCUUUCCAGGGAGGUGAUGUGUUGCUCUUUUCCUCCCUUCCUCGAACAUAUCCACCCAUGCUUUUUGCAGGUGAAAAUGGGCAUGCUCACAAUUGUGACACCACUUCUUUCAUCUCAGUGACCGCUACUCCAUAGUACCUCUGUGCAUGUCGCCUCCCCCCAAUUUGAUUUAGGACCUGAUUUGGUGUUUCAGAGCAGCCCUGAUCUGACCUGGGAUGGUUUGGGGUACACUUGGCAUCAGAACUGUAUGAGCAAAUAGGCAUGCAUAUGUAUAACUUAAGUUUGGGAAAAAUCUCUCUCUGUGUGUGUUUGAGUGUGUGUGUAUUGCCAAGACAACACUCCUAGCCCUAAUUGUGCUAUUGUUCUGCAAACACUGCGUCAAUGUUGUCAAGCACAUAUAAGUACUAGAAGCCUUUACUUUUUAAAUAGAAGCAGAGAUCCUCCAUGUGUCCUUCAUCAGGUUUCACAAAAUCCCAUACACUUUCCACAUCACCCUAGAUUCUUCCUAGUGUUCCAAACGAUGCUUUUGUUGCUUAUGGUUUAAAACAACAUCGAUGAAGAGAAUGUAAAAUGGCAGAUUUGCACUGAGAUGUGAAGCUUUCCUUAUGGUUCUUUUUCAUACUUUGGUUGUCAGUGAUGUGGUAACACUUUUACACUUUCUCCUUAUCAUCACCGUGAUUCUUCUCCUUCUCACAAACCUCUUCCUUCUCCUUCCUCCUCCUUUCUUAUUCCUCCUCCUCCUCCUUCCUCCCCCUCCUCUUCCUCUUCCUCGCAUUCAUGCUUUCUUCUUUUCCCUGCUAGGAGAGGAGGCUUUGACCAUGUACAUGGAUAAAAGCCGACUCGAUCGAAAGUCGAGCAAUGCCUCUCAAAGUGUCGAGUCCCUUCACCAGCUCGCCUCCUCCUAUUUCUUGGACCGGGAUGGAACUAUGAGGCGCCUUCAUGAGAUCCAGAUCUCUACCGGAGCAAUCAAGGUAUGGCUUUGGUUGCAUGUGUUCACUGAGCCUGAGGAAACUGGAUUUAAAGAGAGUGAGGGUACUGAUGUUGUGAUGGAAAGGGACAGCAUCACAACAUUUAGGAGGCAUUUUGUUGCAGGUAAGGAUUGGGGAGAAUUUUGAUUUUCUUUUCCUCAAACGAUAAAUGAUUUUAAACACAUACAUCCUUUGAAAUUCUUUCUUCUCUUAAAUUUGUGGUGCACUUCCCUAACUAAAUAAUGUGUGCAAAAAAUGUAUUAACAAUUAGAAAGUGUGCAUAUACAUUAUAAUUUGAAUACAAGGAGAAAUGUGCAUGACUUUUAUUAAUUAAAUUUAUAUACCACCCUUUAUCCAAAGAUCACAGGGCAGUUUACUGUAUAGAAACACAAAAUAUAUAAAACAACCACCGCAGCAGCAACAAAACAACCCCCCCCCCCGAAACAUUUUAAAAGCCAUAGAUUAUUUAAUUAGCCAAAGGCCUGGGAGAAGUGGAAUAUUACAUAACUUUAGAUGCCAGGUGAGCCCCCCCUAGGGACAGCAUUCCACAAAGUGGAAGCCACCACAGAAAAGGUUUGUUCUCAUGUUGUCACCCUCUCGUGGAGGAUGCAUUAAGAAGUAGGGCUUUAGAUAAUGUACAGGGUCCAAGUCAGUACAUGUUAUGUUGCUGAUGAAAUGUCAUGAGGACUUUUCAUAUACAAAGAAUUGGGAAUUGGUGCAGAAAUGUAAAUAGCUGAACUUGAGAUUGGAAAAAUGAGAAAUUGAGAGAAAGGGUUUAUUGUGCAUAAUAAACAAAAAAGGCAGUGCUGCCCAAUGAAAGUGUUAGGAGGAGCAGGGUGGAAGAUGCCCACUCCUUUGGACAUAAGGUGUUGCUGCUGGUGGUGAUGUGUUUGUUCCAAAUGCUGUUCUUCCAAAGGGUUGCUGUGCAGGUCCAAAACAUUUGGAAGGAGUAAGUAGCAGUCUUGAGAAGCUCCACCACCACCACAGGCAAGGCAAAAAUAAAAAUAAGGAAAAAAGGAACUGUUGCCACUAUCACCACCAAUUAGAACACAACACCCAUUUUCUUUUCUUUCUCUUUUUAAAGCACUUUGCUUCCUCCCAAAAAUCAGCCCCUGCAGAUACAGGUGCCCAAACCCACAAAAGUUAAGCCAACAGUUUUCUUCUCAGAAGGAAACAAAGCCUUAAUGAGGAAUGGUUUUGGAGCUGGGUAUGUAUAGGCUGGAGGAGAGGAGAUUGAGAGGGGAUAUGAUAGUCAUCUUCAAAUAUCUGAAGGGCUGUCACACUGAAGAUGGAGUAGGCUUGUUUUCUCUUGCUCCAGAAGGUACGACUCAGACCAAUGGAUUCAAAUGAUGGGAAAGGAAAUUCUAACUAUACAUUAGGAAGAACUGGCUGACAGUAAGAGCUGCUCAGCAGUGGAAUGGACUACCUCAGAAAAUGAUGGGAUCUUAUUUAUUGGACGUUUUGAAACAGAGGUUGGAUGGCCAUCUGCCAGGAAUUCAGAUGUGAUGACUGCAUUUCAGGGGGUUGGACUAGAUGUCACUUGGGGAUCCCAGCCACACUUUUAGCCUUUUUAAAAAAUGUGCUGUAAUGCAUACCCUUGAGUACCCCCAGAAAAAAACCCCACUGGCUGUUGCCCAUAGGGUAUGGAAGAGCAGAAGGCAGGAAGGCCAACUGUUGGUGGAACCAGAGUCACUGAUAGACAGAGCCAACUAAUUCAACUUUUGUCCCCAUCCUCAUUCUUGCUGAGUUCCACAAGGGAUUUAGGAGGACAAGGAGGGGCCACCCUACCCCCUGGUUUGGUUGUAAGCAGGCAGGCAGGCGUGGACUAGUUGGCAGUGCCCUAUCUGCCCUAACGAACCAGCCCCUGCAGCUUCGGAGUAUGUCAAGUUCAGCUCUAGCCAACACCUCACAAAACCCAACCAGGCAAAUCACCACAGAAGCUGCUGAAGCGAUAGGAGGUGGAGAGGAGCAUCUUUGCACAGAGAGAGAGAGAGAGAGAGAGAGAGAGAGAGAGAGAGAGAGAGAGAGGAGCUCACACAAUGGUAACUGUUGUUUCUGUCCAGCCUUUUAUGCUGCACAAUUUAGCUUGGAAGUCUUUUCACAGGCUCUCAGGUGUAUCAGCAACAAGAGCUGACAAUAGGACCGGACAAUACUUUUCCAGAUACAGGUGGUCAGGGAUGCAGAACAAGGCAUGGGAGAGUAGCAGCGGAGGGGCACUGACAAAAGAAGCAGAAAUGGGCCUUCAGACAAAGACCUUUUCAAUCUGUGAAAGCAAUCUACUGAUACCGGAUGAAUGGAGCGGGGGGCGGGGAGAAAAAAAGUCACAUUCCCCAAGCAAAGGUAUAAUUAAGCUAUUACAGGCUGCAAUCCCCGCCCCCCCCCAAAAAAAACACCUCCCAACACUGGAAGUUACUUUGCAAUUUUAUUGCAUUUAUAUCCUACCUUUUCUCUGAGAAGUUCAAGGUGGUGCACAUGGUUCUCUACCUUCUCAUUUAUUCCCCAAAACAACCCUGUGAGCAUCCCAACCCACACCCAGACCAACCCAUACCUGGACCAACAAGGACAAGUGACUGGGUUUUAAUUCUUUGUUGGCAAAGCACUCAGUUACAUUGGCUCCCAACAUGCAAGUGCUAUACAACACUCUCCACUAGCUAGCUGCCUAGGCAAACUUUGAGGGUUCCUCCUCAACAGCUGUUCAGACUACUCUCAUCACUUUAAGCUCCUCCUCAAGUGUGGAAGCAAUGGGGAAGAGGAAUUCCCCUGGGGAUUCUGGAAACAUGACCCCCUCAUGGAGAAAUUCAUGGUGUGUGGAAAGUGGACAGAAAUUUUUUUCCCCUCCCUCCCAUAUAACAUGAGCUGAAUGAAUUUUGUGAAAUUUAGGAAGGACUCUUAAACGAAAGAACUUUACAGAGGGCAGAGUUAAAUUGUGGUUCUCUCUCCUACACGUGGCAGUGAGGGCCACCAACUUGGAAGGCUUUAAAAGAAGAUAAGGCAAAUUCUUUGAGUAAAAAAAAAAUAUUGAUGGGUACAAGCCACCAUGGCAAGGCUCUCCCUUCACAACUGGAGGCACUAAAUGUCUCUGAAUACCAGUUUCUUGGAAUCACAAAUGCAGAGACAACUCUUAUCCUCAAGUAAUACAUGAGGACUUUCAUUAGAUAUGCAUUUGGCCAUCAUGAGAACAGAGUGGUAGACCAUAUGGGCCUUUUGUUCUGAUCCAACAGGCUCUACUUGCAUACCAUUCCCUAGUUUUUACAUACUGUUGGCAAAGGAAAUGAUUUUGCUUGCUUUCUUUUUAAAAUCUCUGCUGCUUUAGGUAACCGAAACACGGACAGGCCCAUUGGGCUGUAACAGUUACGACAAUCUGGACUCUGUGAGUUCUGUCCUUCUGCAAAGCGCUGAGAGCAAACUCCACUUACAAGGUAAGGGGAGAAAGGAGUUGGACUUACUGGCGUCAGUAUCUGAUCUCCAUUCCAUUCCCUGUCUGGGAUGUUCCACGACCUUUUCCUGAAGUUUUGUAGCAUUGAAUGAAAAUUCCCCACCCUGAAUUCACUGCCCUGUUCACAUGGAGUAAAAGGGCAAUUUCAGUGAUAUUUUUGAAGGUAUUCACCACAUUUUUCAGGGGGGACUUAGGUGGAAAAGCUGUGAUUUUUUUUGUUUCUUUUUUAAAACUUUGACUGCAUAUACCCUAUACAUUUAAGGCACCCCUUUAAAAAACAGUUCACAGGAACUGUAAUUUGCCAAGGGUGCUGGGAAUUGUGGCUUUGAGUGGUAAACUAUAGUUCCCACUAUAGUUCUCGGGUAUGUGUAUUUCAAAUGUAUGGUGCUUAUGCAACCUUUGUUUUGCUUCUGCCCCCCCCCCCCAACACUGGCCUUCAGAACAAUACUACUUCAUCAUACACCCUACUCACACAUUCUGUGAACCCAAUUAAUCUGAACUAGGAACCUUUAAGCCCAGCCAUAUUCUGUUUUUCCUUCUCUUUCUUUGCUGAUGCAUGUUUCUGGUCCUUUUACUUGUGGUAAUAUAAGGAAAGCUGUGGAUGGAAUCACUCUCCUCAGCGGUCAAUGAAUGCAAAGGCAGUGGGACAACUGACACCUAACAUGAUCUUACUUUGAAAUGUUUGGUUUAGGGUGCAAUCAAAACUAUCUUUGUGCUGGGCUUGGGUGGUGGUGGUGGAUUGGGCCAAGGUGCCCUUCCAUCCAGUUCUGCUGGCCUCUGUCUUUGAAAUGAUGCCACCAUCACUUCACUAAUGUGGAGCUCCUCCUUCCACCAACCUAACAUGUAGGCUGAUGGAAGUGCCACUGGCUGGUUCCCCAGCAGCAAGAGUCCAUGGAAACUCUUGAAACAGAGCAUUCUGGCAAGGGGUUGAACAAGCUCAAGAUCCACUAGAUUCUGAGCCAACCCCAUUGACACAUGGUGGCAGAGGACCUUGAUGUGCAGUGAUCUGCCUGCCCUGCUUUGCCCUGGAGUCCAAACUAGCAUUGCCAAUGGUCAGGGAUGAUGGGAUUUUGCAUCCAACAACCUGGAGGGUACAGGUUCUCUGUCCUGGACUAUAAUAAUGACAACAUUCCCAGCCAAAGGUUCCAGCCAGAAGCAUCCAAAGUUUGGUGAUAUCCAGUGUGGGGUUUUAUAUCUGAGGGUACUCUCUGCAAAAUAAAUUAACUGAGCCUGGUUGUGAUGGUCCUUUCUCCUCCUUACAGACUCUUGCAACUCAGGACAGUAAGUGGUAUCUUGGAGACGUUGCUCUUUCCCCUAAACUGUCCUUCAAGCCACAACAGAUUACUGAUUCAUGACAGUGGUUUGUGCUUGGCUGCUAAUCAGAUCAGAGGAGACACAUUACCUGUGGCCCUGUAAAUAAUGCUUAAUGAGCUCUUGCAAAGCAGCUGGAGAAGAAAGUCAAAGAUCUUAGCUAAUUAUUCUGAGAGCCACCUUCUCGAUUGUAGUGGGGGAGAGAGAGAGAAGAGGAGGGUAAGGCUAAAGCGUAGUUUUAAAGGUUACAGAUAUAUUGUAAGGCACCCAUCCUAUUCUCCUGGCUAAGUAACCUCUGCUAGUCUUGCUCAUACGAAGCUAUCUGAUAACUGAGUUACACCACUGUCUUGACUAGUGCUGCUAACAAUGACAUUCUGAAGCCUUUCUCAGUCCUGAUGCCUUAACCUGGAGUUCGACAUGGAAUCUUUGUCACAUUAAGCACACUCUUCCCCCCUCACUCCCAACAUUGCCUACAAUUGUCUUUGCACAGCACUGGAUUAAACUGUGCAAUUCACUUCUGAAGAAGUGCUGGCUACCAAAGUUGUUGAUGAUGAUUUCAACAAUUUAUAUACUACUUAAUCAUAGUCAUCUCCAAUAGGAUUCAACAAAUUCAUGGAGGAUAAGGCUAUCAGUUGCUACUAGCCAUGGUGGUUUAUGUUCUCCCUCCACUUUUGGAGGCAGCAUGAGAAACACAAAUGAGGGAGCGAGGGUUGUUGCACUUGGGUUCUGCUUGUAUGCUUCUGGGAGGAAUCUGUUUGGCCGUUAUAAUAAAAGAAUGUUGGAGUAGAUGGGCCUUUGUUCUGACCCAGUAGAGGUCUUCUUAUGCUCCCUUUCUGUUCUGUGUUGCAGUGGCUCCUUGGUGAUCUCUGGCAAUGGCCUGUCCGAACCCAUCUCUGCUCCUGAGAUCCUUAGCUGGAGAUACUAGCCCUCCCACUUUUGAAUGUAGGGAGGGUGAUUAGACUCUUGGGCAAUUCUCUUAACUCAAAAACUUCCCAUCUUGCUCGUCAAGGGAAAAGACUGUAGCUUAGUCAUCUUUGUGAUAUCUUAGUUUUCUAUGUGCAGGUAGGUUAUAAACUGAGGGAAAAUUUAAAUGAAGACGAAAAAGCUAAAAAGAGUCCUGUGGAAUCAGACCAAAGGCUAAUUUCAAGUAGGAAGAAACUGUGUAUCCCCAGAUGUUGUUAGACUACACUUUCACUUAUCCCAGCCAUUAGCUUGGUCUGGCUGGAGUUGCUGUCCACUAGCAUCUAAAAUCAUAACUGUAGUGGUUCCAAUCAUGGCAGUUAGCCAUAGCAAGUAUGUUAAGAGUAAAUAGAGGAUGAAUGAUAGUAUGAAUGACUACAGCAGCAACCCACUCAGCCCUUGUUUGGAUUACACUGUGAAUCAAGACUGCCAGUUUGGAUUCCUUUUGUUAUUACUAAAGAGCAAUGUGGUCGUAUGAUACCAUCAAUUGGGUUGUCAGGUUUCAGGGUUAGAUCUGAAGGCUUGACCUUCUCUGGGUCUCAGUGGGGAGCAGUUAGAUUUCAUGGUGAUGUGUUUGAAUCAAAUGGGACAGUUUUUGUUGGGCUUUGAGUAUUUGCCAUUCUUCACACCCUCCAGUCCAUCCAGAGACACCAAACUCACAGCUUAAAUUCUAGCAAAAUUGGGUUGAAGCAAUGGCCCUUGCUAGAAGGGCAAUGUUCUGUCCCGAGGAGCAGAGUCACCUCUUUUAGGGUAAAGUCAAGAUAGAUUAGGCAGGAUUACAAAAGGCCCCAAACCCUGGCCUUUCAGGACCCUGAACAAAUCACUGGCACAUGCUGGCUAGGAACUCGCCGAAGGACAGUUAUCUCAGCGCCACUAUUAGGCCUUAUAAAGGGUAGCUGGUCUGGACCUGAUGUUAACCCUGCCCUUGUUGUUUCUCAAAGGGUCAUUGCCUGAUUCUGUAGCAGCUGGCUCUGAUAGCUGAGGUCUGGAUUGUUAAAAUGCUUUCUGGAUUGUAGGGUUUUGACAAAGCUUUGCCCUCUAGCCUGGAAGCUCCUGGAGUGGGGGGGGGCAGACAAUGGCUCCCCACAUGAUUCAUCAUUUCCUUCUGAAUCUUCUUUGAGCCUGGGGGGGGAGGGUUGAAACUAGAGUGCGUGGCACACAGGUGCCACUAUUGUUGUUGUUUAGUCUGACUCUUCAUGACCCCCUGGACCAGAGCAUGCCAGGCACUCCUGUCUUCCACUGCCUCCCGCAGCUUGGUCAAAUUCAUGUUGGUAGCUUCGAGAACACUGUCCAACCAUCUCGUCCUCUGUCGUCCCCUUCUCUUUGUGCUCUCCAUCUUUCCCAACAUCAGGGUCUUUUCCAGGGAGUCUUCUCUUCUCAUGAGGUGGCCAAAGUAUUGGAGUCUCAGCUUCAGGAUCUGUCCUUCCAGUGAGCACUCAGGGCUGAUUUCCUUCAGAAUGGAGAGGUUUGAUCUUCUUGCAGUCCAUGGGACUCUCAAGAGUCUUCUCCAACACCAUAAUUCAAAAGCAUCAAUCCUUCAGCAAUCAGCCUUCUUUAUGGUACAGUUCUCACUUCCAUACAUCACUACUGGGAAAACCAUAGCUUUAACUAUAUGGACCUUCGUCGGCAAGGUGAUGUCUCUGCUUUUUAAGAUGCUGUCUAGGUUUGUCAUUGCUUUUCUCCCAAGAAGCAGGUGUCUUUUAAUUUUGUGACUGUUGUCACCAUCUGCAGUGAUCAUGGAGCCCAAGAAAGUAAAAUCUCUCACUGCCUCCAUUUCUUCCCCUUCUAUUUGCCAGGAGGUGAUGGGACCAGUGGCCAUGAUCUUAGGGUUUUUUUAUGUUGAGCUUCAGACCAUAUUUUGCACUCUCCUCUUUCACCCUCAAUAAAAGGUUCUUUAAUUCCCCCUAUUAGGUGCUGCUGAAAUCCUUCCUGACACAACCAAGAUGCUAAUGUACCCUAAUCUACUAGGUCCCAGACCCUGCCCCCAUGACUCAAAGUCUCAGCUGAAUCUGUGGGAACAUUUGGAAUAACAGAAACUCUUUGGGCAUUCUAUAGUAUAUUACAGGUUUCAUUAACCAGCUUGAGGACUGCCUCUUCCUUUAUGCGCCUGUUGCAUAAUGCCAAAUGUUACAAAGAAGUGUUACACUCAGAGAUUUCGUCCACGUUUUAAAGGCAGUGUUAUUGUUCUUGUACAAUAAGCAUUAGUAUUAUUACAUUUAUAUCCCGCCAUUCCUCCAAGGAAAUCAGGGUUGUACACAUGGUUCUCCCAUUCCCCAUUUUAUUCUUUGUGACAAUCCUGUGAGGUAAGUUAGGCUGAGAGAUGGUGACUGGUUUGAGGUUACCCAGGGAGCUUCAUGGCUAAGUGCAGAUUUGAACCCUGCUCUUCCAGGUCUUAGUCCAGCACUCUAACCAUUGUACCACAGUGUCUUCCAUCAGCCCUAACUCCCAUCAGCCCCAGCCAGAAUGGCAAAUGGUCAGUUAGAGUCCAGAGACAUUGGGUGGAUAGCAUGCUGGCUCACCCUGUUAUGCUGCUUCCUUGAGGUGCCUUUCUAAGCUAACUUGCCUAGUGCUGUUUUUUUGCUGAUGCUGAAUCUAUAAGUUCUCAAAAUGUGGAGGGGGGAGUAAGGAAGGAGGGAGAUGGGGAGAGAGAGAAGAGAUGGAAGCUACUUAAGGAUUAUAACUCCCAGCUCAAUUCAGUAGGAUCUGCAGGUGCUAGACAUGUCCUUUUCUUGUGAGGAAAAAAGGAAAAAGAUCGUGACCUGAAUCUGCUGCCACGGCCCUCCCCUUUCCUGCUGUGUCCCAUAUAUCAUUCCUAUUGACUGCAGUGCUAUGUUUAUCCUCCCUGACAGCUGCCACUGCUCCCCUCUUGCUUGAAAAUUGGGUCAGACAAAACUGGGUGAUUCACUGCCAUUGGGCAAGGAGUUCUAAUCUGGACAGGCAGCCCAGAAGAGAGUGGCCUGUUUUCUAUGAAUCAUUAUGACCAAUAUGAACAAGCAGGUCAUGCAACAAAAUGUUGCAGCAUUUUCUCACCUCCUUAUCAGAGUGCUUCUGUUCAGGGUUCCAGCCAGCUAGCCACAGAUUCUCCAGUCUGAAGAUCUUGUUGUUGUCUAUAACUUCUUCAAACACUACAGUUAAACCAACUGUGCUGAUACCUCCCUCCUGUUCUUUGGUGCCCACAUUUCUGGUGGCACUCGUCACCAGAACUUGCUAUUGGAGAGAUCAUAAUUAUCUGCAUCCAGCUCUCCAUCUGAAGAGCUCAUAGAGCCAUCCCAUUUUUAUCCUCAUGACAACCCUGUAAGGUAGGUUUGUGUGAGAAAGUAUCACCCCUCGUGCAGUGGUGGCUGGUGUUGGUUGAAACCGCUAGGGUUAGAAUUCCUACCUGCUGAAUUCUACAGAGGGCAACACUGAGACUAAGGGAGAGGAGGCUGUCAGUCAGAGUGGCACUCCUACACAGGUUGUUAGGUAGGAAGGCAGGCAGGCGAGAGGGAAGUGCUGGCUGAGGGCAGCGUGAGAUUGAUAGGGCAGUGCCCCAUUUGCCAUAUGGCCCAGCCUCUACUGCCUUGCAGUCAGGAUUUUAACCUCAGCCUUUCUUAUCCUCACUACAUAGCAUUUCUGUUCUAUUCUACCUAUCUCAUACACUGCUGAGCAUCUAUCAGAUUCUGUAGCAGCUAGUAAGACUUAGUCCAGAAUUCUUUUUGUAUUGGAAUGAGUACUAUAUAAGGCAUUUUAUUUACAUAUUUAUUUUAAAAUUGUGCUCCUUUCAUCCUUUUUAACCCCCUUCUUCACUGGCUAUUUGUGUCCUGGCUGCACUUAUGGUAGCCAUGGUCCCUAUUCCUGUUGGGUGCCCUUUCUGCUCAGUUUUUACCUACUUUUGUCUUCUUUUUCUUUUCAUCUCUCCCCCCCACCCACCCACCCAAGAUGCUAGAUUGAGGGGGUGAACUAUUGCCCUCACUCUGAUUUGCCUUCAGGCAGCAUGGAGGCCAAAUUAUUGCUGGCAUGCAGAGGAGCGAGUUGCUCCACUUUGUCCUCGCAGCAACUCUGCAAGACUGAGAAAUAAUGACUAGCAGCUACACAGAAUCAUAAUGGAGCCAAAUCAGACUGAAGGCAAACAUGUCUGCUCUUCUUCUGGGUAAGAUAAUGGGGUCCCCAGCAGGAGCUGGACAUUUAUUUACUAAGUUAAAAUCCCACCUUUCCUCUAGAAAACUCAAGCUACCAGGUUCUCUCUCUCUCUAUUUUAUCAUUGCAAUGACCCUGUGAAAGCAGGUGAGAUGGUGACUGGCCCAAGGCCACUCAGUUAGUUUUCUGGCCAAGUGGGGAUUUGAUACUGGUUUCCCAGUCCAGCACAUUAAUCAGUAAGUGGGAUAGACACAUAAGUCCCAUUCACAGCCUGCCUGCCCUCAUGAAAAUUAAAAAAAAAAUGAGAAGUGGGCUGUUCACAGACAGCAAACAUGGUUGUGAAUUUUGCCUGGCCAGGGGUGGGGUUGAUUUCGGCUGAGCCUUUUCCAGUUAAGGUUUUGCCAACCUCUCUAGGUCACUAAAGUAACCCCUCCCAGGGACAGGACUCAAACUCUAGGAUGCACCCACAACUGUCCUCUCCUUUUUGCCCAGCUCCAUCUUGUGAAUCCUGACUUCUUUCCCCCUCUCCUCUGGUGGGCUGGCAGCUUUAGAAAAGUGCCAUGCAGAACCACAAUGGCACAAACAGGAUGGGUGACUGACCAGCUCACCUUCUGUAUGCCUGUAGUUCACUGGGGCUUGUUGGUGUCUCAGACUCCUUUUAAAUCUGCCAGCCUGAAAAUCCCAGACUUUGACAAUGAGGCCAGACAAAUCUGGGUAAGGGAAUUAUCAUAAAGGAUUCACUUUCUGUACUGCUUCCCAUGUUGCCAGAAACUGACGUGAGUCUGACAAGCAGAACUGAUCAGGUGUGAGGAAACAGCUGGGAAUCCUCCUGGAGCCUCUGGCUCCAAACAGAAAGCUGCAGAAUUUGAUCUAAAGAGAGCUAAUGGAAAUAUAUGUAUUGUGUGUGUAGGCCUGCACAAGCCUUGGGCCAGACAGGGGGAUUUAGGCUCCACACAGAGACCUUGGAAGCACCACCUUGUGUUCUUAUUCCUUGACCCACAUGUCUCAUGGAAGAUGGAGUAUGCCUGUUUUCUCCUGCCCUGGAGGGUAGUAUUUGAACCCAUGGAUUCAAGUUACAAGAAAGGAGAUGCCGGUGAAACAUCAGGAAGAACAGCAAGAGCUGUUAGGGAGUGGAACAGACACCCACAAGAGGUGGUGAACUCUCCUUCCUUCAAAGUUUUAAAGCAGAGGUUGGAUGGCCAUUUGUCAUGGAUGCUUUGCUUGAGGUUCCUGCAUUUCAGGGGGUUGGACCAGAUGACUCUUGGGGUCCCUUCCAGAUCUACAAUUAUAUGCAGUGGCAUUGCAGCAUUUCCUGGCACCUGGGGUGUGCGCUGGGCAGGGCACGAAGGGCAAAUGGAACCCGCCAUGCCAGUUCACCCCUUAACACUGACACUACCAAGCAGGUGUGCACUGGGUGGAGUGUGUAGGGUUCACAGAGCUUGCUGCGCCAGCCCAGUUCUCACCACUGGAGCUAAGCAGAGUCGUGCUGCACCACCUGCCUGCCCAUGUAGGAGGGAGCCCAGCCAGCCAACAUGGGGGCUGGGGACAUGCUGGCCAGGUGGGGCGGAACAGGGAUCCCUGUGUGGGAGCACCUGGGGCUAGUGCACCUGGGACUAGUCCCCUCCUAACCCUAGCCCCAUUCCCAUGAUUCUGUGAGUCUAUGAAAACAAUGCUGACAAAACCAGGGCAUUUUCUUUCACUUCUCCAUUCAUUCAUUCAUAUGUCAGUGAAUGUUGAAAGCAAAGUCCAUGAGUGCAGGUGGUAUUUUCCCUUCAUAGCCACAGGCUAGUAUUUCAUCCUCUGCAUCAGCAGUGGGGAACCAUUUUCAGCCUGAGGACCACAUUCCCUUUUGUGGAGCAUGCUAGGGGCCACAUCCCAGGGCAUCAGAGGGAAAAGUGGCUGGAGCAAAAAAUGUAAGUGUUGCCUUUGUACAGUAAGCUAGUUUCUACACACACCCACACCCAACUCCAUGUCCUCCAUCCAGACAAGCAAGAGGCAUGGUCUGAGCUGAUCUGAGGGCAGAUUCCAGCCAGGAAAACAAAAUACUUGAGGAAGUGUGAAGAAGGGCCGCUGAGGGCUGUGGCCUGGGGAGAAAGUAUGUGGCCUGGGGAGACUCCUAAGGGCCAGAGGGAGAGGGCAGGCAUACCACAUUCACCCCCCCCCAAGUAAGAGGUGUUCCUACCCCUGCUUAACAUUUUUCAUCCUGCCCUUCUGCCAAGGAACUCAAGGCAUUUUUGCAAAGGUUCUGUUCUAGGAGCCCCUGAAACACACACAUGCCUGCAAGGCAGAGGGCUGCUUACUGGGGUCCGGGGAGGUCGUGUGGGGGCUCUUGGAUGCUGUGUGACCCUCUUUCUCUCUUCCCAAAGCCUGGUAAGGGAGGAAAACCUGCUGGGUGUACAGGUGAGAAAUAAAUGAAGAGCAUUUACUUAUUUUUUACCCCAACUACAUAAGGCCGCAAACAUGUAAGUAAAGCAAGUGCCAAUUGGCGGCUUACUGUAGUCUGAUCCAUUCAGAAGUGAACCUUCCUAAUUCACACUUUCCAAAACAAUAUGUGGUGAAUAUAUAGCAGCCUUAGGAAAUGCCUUGAUUUUUGACCUUGAGCCAGAGUAGAUGCAAGUCUACCUGCCUUGCAGCCUGACGCCUUCUAUGCCUAGCAUUGCUAUACAGAGUGGACAGAAAAGCAUUUGAACUGGACAUUCUCUUUUUAUAUCCGUUUGUGUUCUAAAUGGUGCCUUCCAGAGCUUCAUACGUCACAGCAUAACUUUAUAGUAGCUGGCUGAUGUGAUAAGAUUUUCAGCUCAGCAGAAUCCAAGCUGAACUACACUCAGUUUUCCAUGCCCUCAAUUCCUUGCUUAUACUAUAAUCUCACAGUAAGGUUUUGCUGCCACUAGCCACAAUCCCUGAACUGCUAAUAAAUUAAAAUAAAUUAAAAAAACACAAAUAGAACCCAUACGCCAUUCCUUCUAAUAGCAAACUCAGGUGACUCGAGUGCCUAUCAUUUUGGAAGCAGAAUAUGGGAGCACCUAAAAAUAAGGUAGCAGUUUCUACAUAUGCAGGAGUCUCCAUAGGUACAAUGAAGUGUGCAUGUUUGUAAUUAAAAAGGAAACAAAUGAAUAAAACAAGACAAAGACCUGUCAGCUUCCAGGAUAUUAAGAAUGUUGAGGGUUGAGUUGGACCUUGAAUUUUUACUGUCUCUUUUCUUACGCUCAAUUAUUUUCAAUAGGCCUCCAGCUAAUCUUUCCUCAGUAUUUACAAGAGAAAUUUGUGCAGUCAGCAUUGAGCUACAUAAUGUGCAACGGAGAGGGAGAAUAUAUAUGCCGAGACAGCCAGUGUGGAUGUCAGUGUGCAGAAGAAUUCCCACAGUGCAACUGUCCCAUCACCGACAUUCAGAUCAUGGAAUACACAUUGGCCAACAUGGCAAAAUCUUGGACAGAAGCCUACAAAGACCUGGAGAAUUCAGGUAAUGAAGAGGAAAGGAGAAGGUGGUUUUCAAAGGCAUUACAUACUAAAACUACCCUAUACCAGGCCCAGAUUUUUGUCCAGCUGGCUGUGUAUCAUCUGCUCCAACUGACAGCAGCUUAUCUAGGGCAGAUAUAGUCAACAAGGCCAUGAGUAUCCAACAUGGUGCCCUCCAAAUGCUGUUGAACUACAACUCCUAUCAUCCCUGACCUGCAAUGCUGUAAGGGGUUGAUAGGCGUUGAAAUCAAACAACUUCUGGAUGGCCACAGUGUCCCCAGUCCUGGUCUAGAAAGUGUAUUCUGCACAUACUAAAGGAAAGAUGGAGAACCUAUGGCCUUCCAGAUGCUGUUAGAUGACAAAUCCCAUCAGCCAUGGUCACUGGCAAUGUUGGAUGUGGAUAAUGGGAUUUGUAGUCCAAUGGUAUCUGGAGGGUGUCAUGUGGCUUCCCAUUCUCUAUGGUUUCAGGCAGAGAUAUCUUCCCUUACCUGGUUCCUGAUCAUUUUAACUCAUGGAUGGGAGACCUUGUUUUCAACUUGAGGGCCACAUUCUGUUCUGGGCAAACCUCUGGGGAGUCAUAUACUAGUGAUAGGCAGUGCCACUGGCAAAACCAGGCUUGGGGGGAAAUGUGAGAUUUACCUUUGAAUACCAACCCACCCACACCAUCCAUCCAUCUAGGCAAGCAAGAAGCAUUAUCAGAGUUAUUGGGUAGAUAGCAGGUCAAAAUACUAAAGGAGGGUACAAAGUGAGGAUAGUGGGGAUGUAGCCUGGGGAAAGUCCCAAGGGGUAGAUUUCCCACCCCUGUUUUAACUGGAAAUGCCAGGAAUUGAACCUGGGACCUCAUGCAUGCAAUAUAUGGGCUCUACCAAUAAUUUCAUAUUCUCCCCAAAGUUUGCCAAACUAUAAAAAAUAGAAAAUUAAAGAGGGCAUAAUGCUACCCCCCCAAAAAAAAACAAGAACAACAACUCCACCCUUUCUCUGUUCUUGGCUUUAUUUGUGUCUUUGUGUAUUUCACAGACGAAUUUAAAUCUUUCAUGAAGAGGCUACCUAGCAACCAUUUCCUGACCAUUGGAAGUAUCCACCAGCACUGGGGGAAUGACUGGGACCUUCAGAACCAGUACAAACUCCUGCAGAGUUCCAUGGAGACCCAACGCCAGAAGAUCCAACGCACUGCCCGCAAGCUUUUCGGCCUCAGUAUCCGUUGCCGGCACAACCCUAACCACCAGCUGCCGCGAGAAAGGUACUGGUCACCCUUAUUUAUGUAAGGGGUGAUAUACUGUAUUUAGAGAGUGCUUGGUCCAUGCAUUAAGAGUUCAACAUGCUUAUUGUAUAUCACUUUCUGUGUAAGAAGGGUGCACAUCUUUUUUUUAUUUGCUCAGAGAUUUCAGUAAACAAAAGUAGCAGGAGAGACAACUGCUUUUCUUUCCUCAUCUGAGCAUUGGUGCAAAUUAGGCAAGACUCCAGUUCUCUCUGUAGCACUCUAUGCUUACUUGAGCAUAAGGGAGACAAAUUCAAUUCACUUCCCAUUUAAGCAUGAACCUACGUAAUACUCACUUUGCAAAACAGUACAUGAACUGAAACAAUGCCAAUGCUUUUAAAUUCACAGUUCUCAAAAUUUUGCAGUGCUGUUCUCCAGCCAAGUAAUGAACAGGUAACUCGCAUUUUCACUUACUUUACUUACAUGAUCACAGCUUUGUGCAGGUAUAUGGAGGGCGGGAGGGAAAGUAAGUAAGUAAGCAAGCAAGCAAGCAAGUAAGUAAAUGGGUGGGUGGGUGGAGAACUGUGGAAACCCACUCUCCAUUUAUUUUCCGCAUACACCUGCACAAAGCUGGGACUCUGGCAGCAUCUCAGAGCCCUCUUGCCACAUUCCCAAAACUUGAUAAGCAAUGCCCACAGCUUUGGAAAUGAGGCUCAAGGGUUCUGUCAGGGUCCUAGAGCUCUCCUGUCUCCUUCCCAAAGUUGGGCAAGUGCUUACUGGGAUUUAGGAUGAUGGUGGAAGGGUCCUGAGAAACUGCCAGAGCUCUUGAUCUGCCUUCCCUGGGCUCCUGGCUUUAUGUGUUUUUUCUUGUAUGUAUGGACCCCCAGAACCAAAUGCUUGAGUAAGAUGAGAGUUACCUGUACACAAAAAUGCAUACACUGGGUUAAAGUGUGCAUCUAUUAGUGAAACUAACUUAAGAAAGAAAGAAAGAAGAUUUAUGUAAGGAAAAUGCUUUGCAAAAAUGCAUAGAUUAUGCAAAAUUGUAUAAAAAUAUAUGUAUUAGGAGAAAUUCACACCAAAAUUAUACAUUUUCAUGAGGACUUUAAAAAAAAACACACCUCAGAAAGUGAUGCAGAUUUGUGGUAAAAUGAACUUAAAAAUGAGAAAUGGAGAGAAACUGAAAUUGUAAGAUUUGUCUAAUCUUCCUUCGAGGAGAAAAUUGUGGUUUGUCUAGUAAUCCAAAAUGAUAUUUGUGAAUCCUUGUCCACAGGGCAAGAAAUCAGUCUGUACAAAACUGCACAGAUUAGAGAUAAUUGCACACAAUAUGUAUACAUUACUGGAAAUAAUACUGCAAAAAUGCAUUAUGCUAGGGGGAAUUGUUUGCAACAAUGUGUGGAACAGGAGCAAUGUGUAUGCAAGUGCCUAUGAAUUUUAAUGCAUUUUUAAAGAAAAAUUGCAAACUGAUUCAUAAAUGGGGCAAAUAGUACAAAAGAUUUGAAAAAUUAAAAAUGGAUAGGGGAUAAAUGACAGGUUUGUCCAUCCUCUACUUGUGUACAUGAAUGCAGGAGGAGACUCCUAGGUAUUUGGUCAGCAUUAUAGACGAGUGGCUUCUCCUUGUCCCAUUUUGUUGGUAGGAGGACUGUACUGCAAAAUUGGAGAUGUGCAAAUUUUGACACAUACAAAGGUCAUCAAUCCUGGAUUGCCCUUGGUGCCCAUGUGCCUCCUUUCUCUUUCUCUCUGGAGAAGUAAAUAGAGUUGGGAAAGGAAGGCAGAAAAGUGGCCCCUUUCCCACUUCCUCUUUUAGCUCUAUGUGCUCAGAAGUAUUCUACUUGCUCUCAAUUUUAUCCAUACCAUUUGAUAAAGCAAAGUGUGUGGUGCAUGUGUGUGUGUGUGUGUCCUUUAUCUUUCUGUGCCAGGGGUAGGGAGACAUCUGGUCCAGGAAGCAGAAACAUAAGAAAAGCCUUCUGGAUCAAGCCAAUGACCCAUCCAGUCCAGUGUCCUAUUCUCAGAGUGGCCUGUAAGCUGGACAUGAACCCACCAGAAAUCCCCAGUAACUGGUAUUUAAAAAAACUGAAUGGCAUAGUUGAAGAAUCUCUGUUCUCCAGAAAUAGCUGUAUUCAAAGCCAGCAAUAUCUGGGGCACUUACAACAGCAAUCAUCUCCACUUGAUGUGCUAAGAACCUAAGAAGAGCCCUGCUGGAUCAGACCAAAGGUCCAUUUAGCCCAGCAUUUCCAUGUUUCACAGUGCCCAACCAGAGGCCUCUGGGAAUCUCACUGUCCUGGUUCCCACCUGGCUCUUGCUCGUAAAAUUGUAGAAUCAUAGAAUUGUACCCAAAAGGUCAUCUAGUCCAACUCCCUGCAAUAAAGGAAAUACAGCUAAAUAGCGUGAUUAUCAAACUCUCAGUGCUUCCUCGGUGUUUCUAAUAGGAUUUUCAUUAUUAUUCAUUUUGGGAGUUGUUCGAAGUUCGAAGUUGAAAGUGAGUGGAAGUGCCAUGACCCUCUCUCUCUCUCUUUGUUUUCCUUCAAGUGACCAGAGUAUGGUGGUUCCAUUGCACUCAGUCAAAAAUCCAAAUAUGCCCACAAGCCUAGAAAGUUGACAACACUUGACACAUUGAUUUCAGGGAGUGAUGAUUAGUUUGGUUCACAUUAAAAUGUGAACCAAUUUUCUCCCCUAUCUUUAGGAAGCAGGCAAGCUGAGUCCAGUUAGAACAGGAGGCAGUUUUUCAAGUGGCGUAGGUUUCAGAUUAUGACAGCAACUUAGGGGAGAAAGUUAGUGUGUUUUCUUCAACAGAUAUCCAGACUCAGCUUCACGGUCCACUGUUCAGCCUCUGUCUUUGCCACACAUCUGACAUGAGUUUACUAGAAUAUACCUUGCACAAAAUUAGACCCAAUAUGGCCCCAUACUGGGGCAAUUUUGACUGUGUGAAUGCCCCGACCGAGACAGCAGCAUUUAAUAUGUGCCGCUGACUUUGAAAAGAUGGAGUGGUUAGAUUAACAGCGUGACACUCUCUGUCCCAUUCACAAAGGUCUAAUAGAAAUAGCAUGUUCUAUAUUCAAUUAUAGCCUAAAGGAACGUGCUGACACUCAACUGCCCUUCCGGAAAUGAAGCAGAAUAGAGCUGAAUGCUGAAAGGGAAAGUUGUGUUCAGCCAAUUUUAAUGGUGCAGGAAGGUGUGAAUCCAGAUUUUUAAAAAUCUAUACUCCCUCCCAGUUUCACUUUUUGUUUUUUUAUCUAUAGAUUUUGUUUGCCAAACAAGCAGAGCAAAUGAAGUUAAUUAAAAAAAUAAAAUUCAUAGUGACUCAAAUGGAAAUUGAAUCAAAUGCUGGAUUCAUUUUCUUCUCUCUCUUUUUUGCUGACCUGUUUGUGUGAUUUCUGAAUGGGCAGGCUGAUGCAUAGUUUGCCUCAGGGAAGGCUGCUAACUUUGCAGGGUGGAGGGGAGUAAUAGAUUUAAGAGCUCUGAGCUUGACUGAAGAUUUAUGGGCCUGUUGUGCUUUGGGUUUUGUUUUGCUUUGCUUUUUUCGUUUUGUGAGAAUGCGAGAGUAGCUGAUGCAGGCGGAUGAAAUAUGGCAAAUGGCAAUAUGAUGAUGAAGAGGAGCUUCUGCAAAGUCAGAUCAGAUGUUCAACACUAUAUAUUGAAAUAUUUGUGGGAUUCAGCUAGGAUCGCAUGUAGAAUGGCCGUUUACCAUCUUGCCGGUUGUGGCCCAGUGCGAUGCCUCCUCUCUUGCAUGACACACAGUGCAAUUUUUGAAUGUUUCUCCAUCCCCUCCGGCCACCGCAGAGGCUCAUGGGCUCCCAUCAAACCCGUCCUUCAAAUGAGCCAAUCCGUGGUGGUCCAGGGGUGGGGGGUGGGGCAUAGCCAUUUAUUGAGCCCAGCCAACCACUCAGCACAGCAUUCAGUUGGCCGGGAGAGUCACCCACCUUUCCCCUCCCUUCAUUAAGAGUUGAUUAUUGCUCUAACCAUAUCUUUUCAGCUAGCCAGGCUUUGCUGUGGUCUUUUGAUGGGUACUGUAUUCAGAGCCAGGAAGGAAUUUUCCCUGCUCUGCAGGUUUUGCCUUCCCCAUAGCAUUAGUCACAACUUUGGUGAUUUAGGCCUUGGGCAGAAUCCUAUAGUCUUUCAUCCAACUGGGGUGUGGUGAAGUGUUGACUCAUCUACCCCCUGUUAAUGGUGACAUUAACAGGGUACCCCAUUAGAGGGGUCUGGAGGGAAGUCUCUGUCCAAAAAGCUAGUUGUUAGGGCUAGCGGGCCAUAGAGCUUACCUGAGCAUUUGGGGGCCAUCCGCAUAAACUUGCGUUUUGUGAUGGAUCCACCCCCACGUACACCCUGUUGUGCGUCAGUCCUCCAGCAGGGGAGGGGCUGAGGGGAAUACACACCCAAUGCACAUGCCAAGGCUUCCUAUAUCUGAAAUCAGUAAAGUUGUGUCCAUUUCAAAUACCAGACAGUUGUGUCCAUUCAUUUUACCCCUCAGCAGUUAGGCGUGCUGGGCAGGGGGAUUCUGCUUCUGGGCACCCCACCAAAGCACCACUUUCCUGCAUCUUUUUCUUCCUCUACCACCUAAAGCCUAGUAAGUGAGGAAAACUGCUGGGUGCAUGGGUGAGGAAAAAAUAAAUAAAUUGAGAGAAGUGGGUGGUAGGUUUCCCCACGUCUCCAUUUUUUAUUUUAUCCCCCCUUCCAUGAAAGCUUGUGAUUGCAUAAGUAAAGUGAGUGCAAUAUGUAAGCUCACUGCAUGCAACAAUGUGUAAAUCCAUCAAAAUUUACAUACAGAAAAAUUUGCACUACAGGAGAAAUUUGCACUAAAAUUCUGUGAAAAUGUGGCUUAGAUGCAUCCUUAUGGCUUAGAACCAGGCAACACCUUCACAGAUGGGAGCAGACCUUCUGCUCCAGCGGAGUGUGCAGUUGCAAUCUCAGCAUUCCUUUAAACACAAGAGUCUUGCAAGUGAGCAAUCAUUGAAAGCUUGAUGAGUACAGAAAGGAAAAUGGUUGGGGUACCUUUGGCAUUUCCAUCCAUUUCUGAACUUCUUGCAUUGCUCCUGAAUCAUGACUCACGGGUGCUGUGUCUGCUGCCAAGUCUGUACUGUUACUUGGCUGAAUAAAUACAAGUAAGAGCUUCUGUCUGCACAUUUUGGGUGGGAGCCAGGACAGUGAGAUUCCCAGAGGCAUCUGGUUUGCCGCUGUGAGAAACGAAGAUGCUCGUCUAGAUGGACCUUUGGUCAGAUCCAGCAGGACUCUUCUUAGGUUUCUUUCAAACCAAGUGGAGAAGAUCACUGUUGUAAGUGUUUUAACACAGCUAUUUUAACACAGCUAUUUCUGGAGAAUGCUGCCUUUAGCACAGGGGUGGUGAAUCAGUGGCCUGAGGUCCAGAUCUAGCCCCAGGGGUACAAAAAUGGUUUUAUUGGCCGAGUACACUGUAUGUACAUUGAGCCCUCCAACCCACUUGCGAAGUAUGAAAGUCCAUGUGCUACUUUUUUUUUGGGGGGGGGGGUUCUUUAACAUCCACCCAUACUUAUCAUGCAGUAGUAUUUGCAGAAAAUAAUUUCUAGGGAGUACCUGAUCUCAGGGGAACCCACCACAGGAAGGAUGUGUCCUGGUUGCUAGAUGGGGAAAAGAAGAACACAAUUUCCAAGGAGUAGAAAAUGAGACAGAAGCACCUAAAAGGGGAGGGGGAAACAGCAGCUGUUUAGGACCCCAAGGAUUCCUUUUGCCCAGUGUCAAAACAACUCAUUCAUCAAUCACAGUUCUGGCUUCACUUACUGGCUAAAAACGCUAAAAGACUGGAACAGCCAGGCUGGCUCAUCUCACAGAAAUUGCUUAGCUGAGUACAUUUUGCUUCAUAACCUUGAGAGAAGUAGGUCCCUGCUGGUUCUGAACCUGGUUCAUCAAUACCCACUAUAUCGGUCUCUUGGGUUAUCUAUCCAGCCCAUGAAACCCCUUCUAGUGACCUGCCAACCCUCUGCUAAACUCACACAUUUAUUACAUUGGAAAAAUACUUCUCACUCUGGCACACAACCAUUAGUAGAAAACCAUAGAGGCUCAGGAAACAAAGCACAGGGCUUUCUUUCACCCCAUCACUAUGGUGGGCUAUGCUGUGAUGUGGGGAGGGGAGCAUCCUUUCCUCCUAGCCCAUUGCUGUGAUGGGGAAGGCUUCCCUCCCUCCUCCCCUGCACCAAUGCAUGCACCUCUGGUGAUUUGUAGGUGAUGAAUGGGGUGCCUGAAUAUGUGUACAUCUGUAUGUGCCUGUCUGAGUGUGUGUGUGUGUGUGUGUGUGCGCCUGUGUAUUUGCACUCUGAGUGUGGUGAGUGUGUGUAUAUCUUCUAACACACAGUGUGUGUUGGACACCUUGGCACAACCCAUUGCUAGGAAGUAGUCAUUAGAGAGCUGAUCACCCUUAAGUUUGUCCCUCAUGCUGAAAAUGGUUAGUCACAUGUUCUUUUAAAUACAAUCUAAAUUUGUCCCAUUCUCUACUGAAGUUUUGAUCCUCCUGAUUUCUAAUUUUCCCUGUCAAUCUAGCCAUCUUUGCAUAGUCCUGUAGUUUCAUCUGCCAGUCUGCCUUCAUGGAAUAUAUUCAGAAAGCACCUCUAUGAAUGUGCACCUACUUGCAAAAGAAAAAAGAAAGAAUUUAAGAGAGUUUUUGUUUUGAGGGGGACAGCUAUGAGUCUCCCUUCCCUUUUUGUCAGUGUUGCUACACAACUCUCAAUUAUAUUCCCUUUGGCCAUUCCAGUGGUAUAUAGUAUUUCUUCUUCAGAUUGGGGUGUAGUUGUGCUGAUUUUGACAUGGAAAUAGAAAGCAAUCAAAAUCUCUGAGAGAAUCCCUUCCUCUAUGAAAUAUCCCUUCCUCCAUGAAAUAUCCUCAGAGGGUAAUUCUGUUGGUCUGUUGCACUGGUUUUCAACCAGUGUGUCGUGGCACCAUGGGGUAGUUUGAAUGAUGGUCAUGGGUGCCGUGGGCAACACUGGCAUCUGUUCCUCUUUCCUUCCCUCCUUCCUCUGAUGCCUUCUUGCAUUUCUGCCUCCCAAAGACUUCUACAGCUGAAUGGUGCCUCUGUGACUGGCCAGAGGGUGCUGGUUGCCAGGUUGCCAGGAGCUGAGGCGGCCUCAGAGUAAGCAAGCAAGCAAGUGAGGGUGAGGGAGCCCAGCCACCCAGUCCACCAACUCUUGCUGUUGGGAAUGGACAGACAAGUGCCAGGCCCCUGUGAGGAGGCACCUCUCUUUGGGGAGAGGUGGGCAGCUCAGAGACCAGAGGCGGCAGCUACUGCUGCCCAGAGGACACCCAAGGAGAGGGGAGAGGAGAGGAGGCUGAGGGAACACUCCACAAGGGAGGGUGUUUGAAAAAGGGUGAGAGGCUGCCAGCUCUGCAGGGAAGGGGGACAUAACUGGGCUCCUGAGCCCCACGGGUGCUGCAGAAAGAAUGCAGUUGGUCAAGGGAAACCUUUGGUCUAUUGUAUCAAAUACAGGGAGGUGGAGUAUUGUGGCGCCUUAAAAGCUAACAGAUUGUGUAGCCCCUCUGCUUUGCCUGUCAUUUACUGAGCUUCUCUGAUUCCAUAGAGGGGCUCUGUAUAAAUUGGAUCCCAUUCCCUAUCUUCCAUCUUCGGAGGUGCAUUCUCAGAAUGCAUUAUGUCAGGUUAGCUUUUUAAAUGCCAAAAGAUUCUGUGUUUUCUGAAAUGCAUCCUUGCCUUCAGCAAAAAUGUGGAACUGUCCUUGGCAGAGACUAAGAAGGUGAGUUCUGCAGUGUUAGCCAUUGUUGAUGUGGCUUUGUUGCUGGGCUUGUUCUGUGAGAACAAUAUUUAUCGAUUUCAGUGUCUCUCCCCCCACCCCCCCAUCCAGUGCAUUGGCUUCCUUCUACCUCGCAGGAGAGGGAGAGGGGGUGAUAGACUCUAGCAGCUUCAGCACAAGCGAGACAUGUGAUAAAAGUCCUUUCACACUUCCAAAACCCUCUGGAAGCACAUAACUGCUGAUUCAUUUUCUCCUUACUCCCCACUCUCUUUCUCUCCAUUUUCUCCUUCCUUCUGGUCUUCCUUUUCAGGCAGCUUUGGGCUGUUUCACUGGCAGGAGGGGCAGUGAACGGAAGUGCCUCAUGUUCCCUGUGCACUUCCAUGUUGCUGAAUAUGUAUUAUGUCUGCACAGGAUGAAAUGUGCAAAUUGGUUCUGCCUGGAAGAGCAAAUGCCGAUGGGUAGCCCCACUGUGCAGGAAGCUAUGGGAAAAAGAAAAUUAGGUCCAGGCUAGUGGGUGCAGAACUGACUCAUUUUUCAGCUGCUGAGGCAACAACAGCCUGACUGUUGAGGCAGUGAGUGACUGUCUCUCUCUCUCUAUCACACCUAGGAGGGGAGAAACAUCAGGCUACAGCCACUAGACUUUGCAGUACUCCCCCUAUCUAGGAGCAGAGGGUGGCCACCUUCAGCCUAAGACUACAUCUGACUCAUGGCCUAAUUUCUUUUAAAAACACAUACACAAAUAAAUAAAUAAAACAUAUUAUAACAGACAGACAUAAAUACAAGUGAGCAAACACAGUUAUACUAUCCAAAUCUCCAAGUGGUGAGAGAAUCCAAGGAUUACAGAAACUUCCCAAGUUUGGGUUCCUUGGAAUGAAAGUCAGACUGUUGUGUCUCCAACAGGCACUACAAACUGCCCAAGCUGCCAUGGAGAGGCAACAGGAUGCUCCCUCUCAGCCACCACAGUCACUCAGGACAAGUGCCAGCUCAUCCUCCUCCCUGAGUUCAGUGGUGACAGCACUGGUGGGGAAAAGAGGGACAUUAUGGAAUCAAAUCAGAAGCUGGGAUGGCUUGUGUAAUUCCAGAACUCUCCCUGGAAAAUAGGGACAGUUGUAGGGUAUGGAAUUAUAAAUUAAUUUAAUGUGGCAAACAGGGAAAUAACUGGGGCGAUAGCUGUCAGAGAGAGAGAUGAGGGGUGUAAGAGAGGGAGGAAGGAAGGAUUGUAGAGAAAAGAGGAUGGUGGGUGGGGGGGGAAUCCUUCUGGGAUAGCUCAGUUGGUCAAGCAUGAGAUUCUUAAUCUCUGGGUUGUAUGUCCAAUCCCCAUCAUGGGCAGAAGAUUCUGGCAUUGCCAGGGGUUGGAUUAGAUGACCUUCAUGAUCCAUUCCAACUCUACAUUUCUGUGAUUUUGUGAAACCUUCUCAGGCCCUAUCCACAUUUAGCUGAAGCCCUGCCCACUUUUGACUCUAACCCUGCCAACUAUCGAGUAUGUUGAUCCUGCCCUAAGUCAUGGAUGGGUCCUACCAGAAGAUCCAAGUUGGCCCAUGAAGCAAAUUCCCUAGCCCAUACACUGCGAAGAACUUGCUGGUGAGUUCAGCCAGCAGGAAUGAACCCUCUGCUCAUUUCCAAGUGAGUUAAGGGAUCAAGCUUACUUCACCAGUGCUUUCCCCAUAGGGCCCUGCUCACCCAUCAAAGUUGGCCAAAAGCAUGGAAAGAAGAUAAAAAUCUGACCCACUAGGCCAGAAAACGUCCCCAUUCUUGCCUUAAGCAAUGCAGCCCCCAGUAGAAAAGAGGGAUUCCCGAUUCAUGAGCGAAAGCUUUCCUUGCAAAUAGGGUUUGUGUUAGAGGAAGCAGGGCAGGGGAAGAGCUUGUAAGAUGUAUAUGAAGAUGAAGGGAGAAUAUGAAGAUGAAGAGAGAAGUCAGGCAGCAGUAGCAACAUAUCCAGAGCAAGCUUGAGAGCCAAUGUGGUACAGUGGUUAGAGUGUCAGACUAGAAUCUGGGAGAUCAGGGUUCAAAUUCCCCACUCAGCCAUUCCCCACUUGGUGCCCUUGGGCCUGUCACUGCCUCUCUGCCUAACCUAUCUCACAGGGCUGAUGUGGGGAUUAAAUGGGGAGGGGGGGACACUGCAUGCCACCUUGAGCUCCUUGAAGAAAAAGGUGGGAUAGAAAUGCAAUCUAUAACUUAGUAAGCUGGGAAGUGAGGAGGAGAUUGUGUUGGGAUACUUUUACUUUCCUUGGUAUAUAAUAGAUAGAUAGAUAGAUAGAUAGAUAGAUAGAUAGAUAGAUGAUAGAGUAUAAUGGUUGUUAGCUGGCUUGAACACCUUGUGGUGGAAAGGUGCCAUAUAAAUUUCAGCAAAUGAAUAAAUAAGUCCUAUCUUCCUUCUCCGCUGUGUCAGCCAGAAGAAGGGUCCCAUGUGGGGGUUUCAAGACACUCCACCCUUCACACCCACAUCCAAGUCUUGUUAUGCUUCAGAAGAUAUGAGAGGCAGAGGAGGGAGAGAGGAAACAUUUCAGGGGAUUGGACUAUGUUACCCAUUGGACCCCUUCAAACUAUACAAUUCUCUGAUUCCUGCAUUGGAGGUUGGGCUGAAUGAUCUUUUAAUUACAUAUCUAGUCUUAUCAUUCCAAGCCCUCAUUCUCCCUCAUCAUCUUGAGGGGUUCUGAUGUCUCUGCGUUUCUCCACCUUUUGUUUCCAGUCUUCUUUAAAUUAUACAUGCCCAUCCAUUUCCCAUCCUCCCACGCCAACUCCAUGUCUCACCACCCCAAUUCCUCCCCCUUCCCAUCUCCCUCCCUCAAUUUGCCUUGCUCUUCUGUACUAUUGUGUCAUUUUUAAAUCUGCCUUUGAUACAGCACACAACCUAAUGAUUAUUCUGGGGUCAAGCUAGGCAGGUGCCGUGAAUCCUACUAAUCCGACUCUCAGAACCUCCGUCUGUAAUCACUCCUCCCAAUCUGCAGGGAUGGCAUCCUAAUUUCUCAUUAGUAAGUGUCUUGUCGCUGCUGAGCUGCUGAGAAUUCUCAGCCUUUGGGGAAACAAUGAGGCAUUCAUUAGCACAGCCAGGGAAGAGGGGGGAGUUGGAAAGAGUUCUUUGGACAGGAGGAAAUGAUGGUAGAAUUAUGAAGUCCUGGAAAACUGUGACUGCUCUGUUCAGGGUGGUCCACUUGUUAGUCCCAUCAGAAGAGGGCUAGCUGUAAUCUGGUUAGGAUUCAACAAUAGGAGGUUGAGUUCUGAAGCAGGAGUGGCAGACUUGACGUGGCCCUCCAGAUGUAGGCCAAUGAGUAUGAUGUCCAAAUAGUGUUCUCCUUCAUUGGAAGUUUUUAAACAGAGGUUGAAUGGCCAUCUGUCAGGGGUUCUUCUGUUGUUAUUCCUGCAUUGCAGGGGGCUGGACUAGAUGACCAUAGAGCUCCCUUCCAGCUCUACAGUUCUGUGAUUCUAUGAAUGAGGGGCUCCCAAAUGGUCAUGCUGAACACUACACCACACUGGCUGGCAGUCAGACAGGCAAAAUAAGAUAUACUGUGAGGUGGGUGGUAGACUAAAUGCACACAUUUAUGUAUGAUUGUUCUUGAAAGAUUUUAUUGGCGCACAGGUUGGUUGCACUCAGUGUCUUGCUUCUAAUUGUAGCAAGGUAAACUAUGGGUAGUGGUGGUGGUUGCAGAAUCUUUCCCCAAUAAUCCAUUUUCAUGGGUUAUUUGGUUUAAAGGGGAAUGGUAUGUGUGUAUGUGUGUGUGUGAAUAUUUGUGAAAUUAUGCAGGGCACAGAGAAUGUGAAUGGGUUGGUUGCCAGUGUUAUACCUAUUUAGGGUAUAGCCAUUGAAAUUGAUGGCAUGACUUACUCUGAUGGGUCUACUCUGAGUAGAGCUUUGACGGAUUAAACACAACCCAGUGCAGAACAGUCACAUAAUACUCAGCGCUGUUUAGGGAAAUAUUUUUUUUAAAAAAAAGAUUGAUGUUUUGAUGUUAUUUUUAAUCUCAUGUUGGAAGCUGCCCUGAGUGGCUUGGGAAACCCAGCCAGAUGGGUGGGGUAUAAGUAAUAAAUUGUUGUUUUUGUUGUUACUCUGCACUUGUAAGAAAUCAGCAUUUUAAUGUGGCAGGAUCUACACUUUGGAACUCCUUGCCUAUUGACAACUUCCACUUAUCUACUUCAUUUCUCUCACCUCUACUUUGUGGCAUUGAGUUAAAAUGAUACCCUAGAAAGCUGCCUUUAGAAAUUUGGAGUUCAUGCCCCUGUCUUUCUCCCUUAUAGGACAAUACAGCAAUGGCUGUCCCGGGUUCAGUCCCUGCUCUACUGCAAUGAGAACGGGUUCUGGGGAACCUUCCUGGAAAGUCAGAGGAGCUGUGUCUGCCAUGGAAGCACCAGCCUGUGCCAGCGACCGAUCCCGUGCAUCAUUGGAGGCAACAACAGCUGUGCCAUGUGCAGCCUGGCCAACAUAUCGCUCUGUGGCUCAUGCAACAAGGGCUACCGUCUCUCACGGGGUCGAUGUGAGCCUCAGAAUGUGGACUCAGAGCGCAGUGAGCAGUUCAUCAGCUUUGAGACGGACUUGGACUUCCAGGACCUGGAGCUGAAGUACCUCCUGCAGAAGAUGGACUCUCGCCUGUAUGUGCACACCACCUUCAUCAGCAAUGAGAUCCGCCUGGACACCUUCUUUGACCCGAGGUGGCGCAAGCGCAUGUCCCUCACCUUGAAGAGCAACAAGAACAGGAUGGACUUCAUUCACAUGGUGAUUGGGAUCUCCAUGCGCAUCUGCCAAAUGCGCAACAGCAGCCUGGAUCCCAUGUUCUUUGUCUACGUUAACCCAUUUAGUGGAAGCCAUUCUGAAGGCUGGAACAUGCCCUUUGGAGAAUUUGGCUACCCACGCUGGGAGAAAAUCCGCUUGCAAAACAGCCAGUGCUAUAACUGGACCCUGCUGCUUGGGAACAGGUGGAAAACCUUUUUUGAGACUGUCCACAUCUACCUACGCAGCCGGACUCGGCUGCCCUCCCUGAUGCGCAAUGAGACUGGCCAAGGGCCCGUGGACCUCUCUGAUCCCAACAAGCGUCAGUUCUACAUCAAGAUCUCAGACAUUCAGGUGUUUGGAUACAGCUUACGCUUCAAUGCUGACCUCUUGCGCAGUGCAGUGCAACAGGUCAACCAGUCUUACACACAAGGCGGGCAGUUCUACUCCUCCUCCUCCGUCAUGCUCUUGCUUUUGGAUAUACGGGACCGAAUCAACAGACUGGCACCUCCUGUAGCACCAGGGAAGCCCCAGCUGGAUCUGUUCUCCUGUAUGCUCAAGCACCGUCUGAAACUGACCAACAGUGAGAUCAUCCGUGUGAAUCACGCACUGGAUCUGUACAACACCGAAAUCCUCAAGCAAUCAGACCAGAUGACUGCCAAGCUCUGCUAA